This is a messenger RNA of Pelobates cultripes (western spadefoot toad), 57861 nucleotides long. The record is from the annotation of a GenBank genome assembly. Lineage: Eukaryota; Metazoa; Chordata; Amphibia; Anura; Pelobatidae.
CUGAUUGCUUCGCAGAGUUGAGGCAGGUCGGUAAAAGUUUGUUAAGGGUUCUUUUGGUCCCAGAGUCAGAGCUCUUUUUCGAGUGGUGACAGAGGAGUUAGUGAGGCAUUGAACGAAUCCCAGGACUUGAGGGAGCUCCAUAUAUCGAAUGAAAGGGCCAUCAAUACCCAGGAUUUAAGGGGGAGCUCCAUGUAUCUAUGAAAAGCUCCCCACCAAGUGCUAAGGAAUUCUGUGCCGGAUUGGAGGAUGAUCGCGGCUCAGUGAAAAUUUUACUUCUAGCUAACUUGCGCAAGCCACCUCCGAUCCUGUUCUUUUUGGACAGAGUGGACGUUCAGAAGAGAGCAUUGCGGGGACAGGAUUUGUCUAGGGAUGUGGACACGGGAACCCUGAUUUAAUUAUCUGAUCAGGUACAGACACCUAGGCACCGGGUUUGUUGCAAUAUGCAUUGUUCUCCUGGGAACCUCCUGUUGAGAACCCAGGUAUAAAAGUGUGCCAUCCACACAAUAAAGACAGCUCUACUUCAUCCUACACUAAGUCUCGGCUAAUGCUUGGGGUGAAUCCGCUAUAACAGCUAUAAUAACUGAGGGAAAUGGAGUCCUUCUUGGCGACACUCAGGGCCCCUGCAAGUAGGCCGCCACAUUGACGAUAUAUAAAGAUUCUCUUCAUUAGCUAUGCUUUCAGUUUGGCCUUAAAUUUGAAAUUCACUUGGAAUUCUCACGUUAGUAAAAACCCUGUGUGAGUAAAGUGAAUUGCAGGGCAAUGAGAAUUGGAGAGGGAGAUGGAGAGAUAAUGGGAUAGAUUAAAUUGAAGAGGUUUCCAUUGAGUGAGAGAUAUCACUCCUCUUUAUGCCCUAAUGUUUGGAAAUCUCUCUCACUAUAGUGCAUUGGCAGGAAGAAUAAAACAGAAAACAGGAGCGGAUAACAGGUAGAUCCCCAUCUAUUGCAAAACUACAAAUCCCAUGAUGCUUUACCAACCUUACAGCUGAUAAGACAAAAUGUGAGUCCUCGUUCUACAUCGGCCGGUGAUAGAAACUUUGUGAAUCUGUGCCCUAAAAAGAUGAAAAUGUCUCAUACGUGUGUAUCUACCCUGGCAGUUUAUUCACCCAGUUUCAUUGUCACAUUAACUGGGGGAUCCCACAUUUUAGCCGAAAUAUCCGAGUUAUUAAAAUGGCUGGCUUGGUGAACUUUCCUAAACUCACCAAUUUUGAUAUAAAAUGAUAAAGUGCCAAAUCUAGUAAUCCAGUCCCUAAAAAUCCCUGGUUUAGUGAAUAGCUCUCUGUAAGACAGGAUAGAUAGAGCGAGAGACAACGAGAGGCAAUAACAAAACGCAAAGGGAAUGGAAAAACAGAGAGAGAGAAUAACAUGGGGGAGGGAGUUCUAGAGAAUUAGAGGCAGACUGGGAUGUAUUAAAUUGCCCUGCAUUAUUCAUCCCUGCCUGGCUAUUGAUCUCACCUCUCUCCUGACACUUCAAGUGCCAGCCGCAGGGAGCACCGAAGGGCAGAUUUGUGACAAACAGAGGGCAGAGAAAGCCAAAUCUCAGCGAAUCUGAAGAGCAAAUGGGGCAUGUUCAUAUCAAACCAAAAUGCAAACGUUCAUAUCAAACCAAUGAAGAUUCCAGAACGGUGCCGGAGGGCGAAAACAGGGGCCUGGCCGCCUCUCAGUGAAUACACUAAAUCAGACUCCAAAAUAAAGUUGGCAGAUUCACAUGAGCUCCUGUCUUAGAGCAGGGAGAAUUCCCGUAAGGACCCGUGAUAAGGGAUGGCUUAUUCCAGUAAACACCUGUGUUAAAAAAGGUCAUAUUCCAGCCACCAGGUGUGUUAUAGCAGGAGAAAUUCCAGUAAGGCAUCCCAGCUCCAGUAUUAACGCAGGAACGAUUAAUGUCAACACUAGUGUUUAAUAACUGUUAAAUAAAAGCAAUUCCUAGGGUUAGUAUAGAUAUAUUAAAGGACCACUAUAGGCACCCAGACCACUUCAGCUCAAUGAAGUGGUCUGGGUGCCGGGUCCCCCUAGUUUUAACCCUGCAGCUGUGAACAUAGUUUCAGAGAAACUGCUAUGUUUACACUGCAGGGUUAAUCCAGCCUCGAGUGGCUGUCUCCCUGACCAUUUAUUCGCUGUGGAACAGGGCCCUAGUCACCGUUUAGGUAUAGCGUUAGAAAUACAUAUUUGUUUUCCUAACGCUAUAGUGUUCCUUUAAGGGUUAAUACAUGGGACAGAAGCAAAGAUAGCUGCAUCUUAUCUGCAGGAGGGUGAAGCAAAACUGAUACGUUAUGGAAGUGUUUAUUUAUUUAUGGGACAGUUCUUAUAUAGCACUGUUAGCCAGAGAGCAAAUUCUAGCAAUUAAUCAUAGCCUGAGUACAGACAAAGGUGUGUAUAAUUAUAUGUACAGUAUCCUGCCCGUGGGCUUUAAUGGAAGAUUUGUAGCACUUUAAAGGACCACUAAAAGCACGCAGACCAUUUCAUCUCAAUAACAUGUUCUGGGUGCAGUAACCCUGUAGUUUUAUAAUGUAAUUUUGUAGUAAUUGCAAUGUUUACAUUGCAAGUUUAAAGGAUUACUCUAGGCACCCAGACCACUUCAGCUUAAUGAAGUGGUCUGGGAUGCCAGGUCCAGCUAGGGUUAACCCAUUUUUUUAUAAACAUAGCAGUUUCAGAGAAACUGCUAUGUUUAUAAAUGGGUUAAUCCAGCCUCCAAAUCCUCUAGCGGCUGUCUCAUUGACAGCCGCUAGAGGCGCUUGCAUGCUUCUCACUGUGAAAAUCACAGUGAGAGCACGCCAGCGUCCAUAGGAAAGCAUUAUGAAUGCUUUCCUAUGAGACCGGCUAAAUGCGCUCGCAGCUCUUGCCGCGCAUGCGCAUUCAGCCCAGGAGGAGGAUCGGAGGCGGAGAGGAGGAGGAGAGCUCCCUGCCCGGCGCUGGAAUAAAGGUAAGUUUAACCCCUUUCCUCGCCAUCCAGCCUGGCCGGAGGGAGUCCCUGAGGGUGGGGGCACCCUCAGGGCACUAUAGUGCCAGGAAAACGAGUAUGUUUUCCUGGCACUAUAGUGGUCCUUUAACAAAUCUCUAAUGACUUUCCUCUGGACAGCCACUAGAGGUGCUUCUCUGUGAGAACCAAGUCAGACACAGUUCUUAUUCAAAUGCUGCUAAAAGUGCAAAUGGCACAACUUGGCCAUUUGCUGCACAUGUAUACUAGACUCCCGAUGAUUCCCUAUGAUGGCUGAAGUGAAAAAGGCUCUUUUAAUGGAGGAACCGGCAGUCUCCUUCAUAGACAUAAGUGUUGUACCCUCGGGCAUGCGCAACAGUACAGCGGCGCUGGCUCCUGGCAUAUGAAGUGCCUCGCAAACAAGAUGGCGGCACCCUCGAGGGACAUAUUCAAAAUAUAAAGAGACACCAUAAGGCACGGUUUGCCAGACAACUAACCUGUUAGUAGGAGACUAUACAUUUGUAAUUAAAGAAGGCCCAUGAGCUUACAAUCAAAAUCAUGGGUAGAAGCAUUACAGAUACAUGUUAUUAGGAUGGGGACUACAUGUUAUCUCCAGAAGUUAGAAGCUGGAUGUCUUGCGAAGGAACUGAAUUCCAGCCUGCCAAAGGUGUGAAAACAGAACGAAUUCCAGCAAGCCCCUGAGGGUGAUGUGGACACAUUCCUUCCUGUCCCGAGGACACAGUUGAAGAGAUAUUAACAAGCCCGAACCUGUCAAAUAUCCAAAACUUCCAAUGACUUUCCAUUUUCCUGUCCCUAUCCUUCUGACAUCCGGUGUGCCUGUGCCCUGACCCUAAAUGGGCAUUCCAGCAGGAAAAUCUCCUUUCCAGUUCAUAACCUUUUAUUAGUUUGCCCUUUGAGAGUCAGUGAAUCAUGUUUCAACCAGUGCAUACCUACGUUGCAAAACAUUAUAUACAAUGUAUGCCCUUAUAUUGUCAGACAGGUUGAGCUCUAUCUACCUGUCUUCAAAUUUUAUUGACAGUUCUCGUAUUACCCCAAAUGGCUUGUGCGAUAACUUGCUGCUAGCUAAGACCCAUAAUGGGCAUGAUGUCAGCAAGGGUUGGGCUAUUGUGACCGGUCAUUUCCUCUCAGUGACAUCAUCGAGAAGCUACUGCAGGCUCCAACGACAUGCAUAGUUUAUAAGCAGGUGACCCUGUCAGUCCGCAUUAAAGGGUUACUUCAAGCACCAUAACUAAUUCAGUGAUUUGAAGUGGGCAUGGUGCCUGGAGUCGUCUGUGUGUGCAGCAUUUUUCUAUGAAAGAUUAACCCCUUUUCUGUUGGAUCCAGGUACAAGAGUUCUGGCUAAUAUGAAUUCUGUGCAAAAUUGGAAUCUGAUGCCAACAUGCAGAGGAUACUGGCGUCAUACAGCCAAAGGCAGCAUGGCACCCCUCUGUGUCACCUAAGUUAUCCCCCCGGCCUGUCCUCCACAACCUCCCUCCACCUCUAGCAAGGGGGUGGGGGUGACAUCACUAGAGGAAGACUGUGCUGAGGAAGAACUUGGUCCUGCCACUGGAAUUGGGGUAAAUUUUAUUCUAUUUUUUUUUUAUAAAUGUUGAUAUUUGGGGAGGUAGACCAGGCUAGGAUGAGUUAUUCCCACCACAACCAGGGCUUUCUUAACAUAUUGUUUUUUUGUUGUUGCAGGAACCCUGUGAGCAGGGCCGGAUAAAAAUAGGGGCUAAAGGAAUUGAAGCUGCAGGCUCAUGCCAAUUAAGCAGGCCCAUUGAUUUAAAAAAACACACACUAUAGAUAUAUACAUGUACAUAUAUAUAUUUAAUUUUUUUUACAUUUUAACUACUCUUUACUUGCUUUUGUCAGAGGAAAUGAAGCAUUGGAAUGUAGGAGGGAUGUAGGAGGAAAAACCUUGUGCGGACUGGUUGACUAUAAAUUAGUUAUGGUAACAUUGACAGUGCACUGUCCCCUUUUACUAUACUCACUACAUCCACCUUUAUUCUGUCCCAGACUGCAUACCAGGAACUUCUACCGGCUAGUAAGAAGGAGAGGACAAGUGAGUGCUGGUGGAUACCAGUGAACUGCCCCAAAGAGCAUAGAGCGAGUGCAUCAUUAGAUGAAUUCUCUCUAAGCUCAUGACAGGUGCAUUGUCGCCAUAUGGGCAGGAGGAGCUGUCUACUACCUAUACCAACCCACCCCAAUAAAAAAUACUGACACUCUUAGGUAUGGGUCAAUAUGUCCACAGCUUUUAUUUAUUAUAUUCAUAAUAAUAAUAAUAACAAUAACAUAUAAAUAACUUUUUUAUUUAUACAUAACCUAGUAUAACAAUACGUAAAUAUAACAUGAACAAGAUCCAAAAUUUUCCACACGAUCCUGGCAGGGGUAUACCUGGAUACCCCUACACCACCCGGGUUCUGAGCAACCAACGAGCUCGAAACCCACCAACAUUUUACCAACAGGUAACCAACCAUAUUAAUCAACCUUUUUUAUCCCAGCCCGCCGCUGUGACCAAGCGGGCAAGACUUAACCCAACGCUUAAAGGGAGGGACCAACUAAGUCAAAUUAGUAAUGGGGAUUUCUAAAAUGGCCGACAUUUAUAUCAGCCCAGCCCCUUAACCCUAACCCACCAAACACCAUCAGGCUCCCCCUAAUCCCGCCUCCAAGCCCUGUCAAGGCCCCCUCUGCUAAGCUGUGCUUUCUUCUUGAGGCUACAGGGUGCUGGAACAGUGCUAUCUGCAUAAUAUGCCAUUAGUUCCAAUUUUAGCAUAGGGUAUGUGUAUUCUUAUAAAUGCAUCCUGUGAGUUCCCUCCAUCACCACUGCCACCAGAUAGAUGACACUUGGAAGGUGUGACUGUUUCAGUGUUUUCUGUCGAUAAUAUUCUGUAAUCAGGCCAAUUGUAAUUGUAAUCGUAAACGUCCGUACUGGGCCCAACGUUCUCUUAAUCCGGCCUUGCCUUUAAGGAUAGAUUACCUACGAUUUCCUCAAGGCCCCAAGGCCAUUUCAGUCUGCCCGUGUGCUUUCCAAUAUGUGAUAAUGAAAAAAACAUCUGGAAUUUUAGAAUAAUCAAGUUUGAAUACUUUGUUUAUUAAUUACUGCAGGUAGAUUUGUAAGACCGACUAUGUGUUCUGCACAUACCACUUCUUCAUGCUGAUGGCUGGUACAAAGUAUAUAGAUCUGAUAGACUUUAUGAAGGAAAUAAUUGCAUUAAUUAAUAAAGACAAGACAGUACCUCUUAAUUAAUUGAAUUUCCUCCUACAGGGAUAAAUGUUACAUAGCACAGGCCAGCGAUUUAUGUAUGCUGUUUAUUAGCGUGAAUAUGUUAUAAACACGUUCGAUUUUAGCAGGUUUCAGAUCCAUGCUAACACGCUGAUUAAUCUGAAUUAGUGAGUUAAUUUAACACAAAUAUUACAAGAAUCCAGCUCAGGGUGUUAGUAAAUUCAUACUCGCUGACAUGGAGGUGACCGUGUCACAUUGAGUGACAGAUUGCCAUCCAGCCCAAUAAAAUAUGUAAUAUACUCAAUAAAGGAUGAAUUAAUGAGCUGAUUAGUGUAUUACAUGGCACACCUCGUAACUAAAUGCCUAAAUGACAAAAGUGUCACACACAAACUCUCUGAGAGCUUUCGACAUGAGCAAUUCCUUGUGGAUCAAUGACUUCUUCGACCCCUUUGGCAAUUAAAGGGUUUCCUCUAAUUACAAGUUGUUUGUUUGUUUUCUAAAUAAGAUGUAUAAACCGCAAUUAUCUAAAGCAACAUGCCAGUGUUUUUAUAUUGCAUCGUAUAAUAUUAUCACAUAAUUUGUCUCACUGACUCCUAAAAUGACAGAGCUAUUCAUUACAAAGGAAGCUGCACAUGUAUAGAGGAAUACAUAAUGUAAUACAAAAUGUCAGAGUUGGAAAAAAAAAAUUGGCUUGAAUUUUUUUAGCAAUUUCUCAAACUUCCCAGUUUGUUGAAUAAUCCUAUCCUGUAUAAGACACAGAUACACAUCCCUCUCACCUCCUCCUAAUACACAGACACUUCCUAGACUUUCAUUUCAUGUAGGUCCCAGCAUGAUUUUAAGUAACCCUGUGCCCAUUAUAGGUGCAGUGUGUGUAUUAUUGUAAUGUAAUUUGUUAAUGGUCUUGUGUGCUUUCUUGUCCUGCGUGUGUUCUGUACCAACUAGGUCGAUUUGGCUGUGAAGCCUGUGCAGUGCCAUCUGUUGGUUGCAACAAUUAUGUGCAUUUCCUGAAGGGUAAGGUUAGUUAAUUUACAUAUUUAGCUAGAUAUGCAUAUUAUGGUUUAUGCAGACAGUGGACUUAUUGCUUACACUCUUUGUAUUCCCCACCCCUUUAUAAAUAUUGUUUUGUAUUAUUAUUGUUGCCUGUACAAUUCCCUAUAUACCUAUAGACUGUAAGCUCGUUUGAGCAGGGUCCUCUUCAACCUAUCGUUUCUGUAAGUUUUCUUGUAAUUGUCCUAUUUAUAGUCAAAUCCCCCCCUCUCAUAAUAUUGAAUACGGAAUGUUGGCGCUACAUAAAUGGCAAUAAUGAUAUAACAAUUAGACGAACCAGCAGAUAGAACUUAGACAGAUGGAUCUGUCACACGGCUCCCUCCUUGUGGGACACUCCGGAAGACCCGGCUUGACCCUUUGGCGGGUCAGCUUGGGGAUGACCGGACUAGGAGGUGGUGGGGAUGUCAGUUUGCCGGGACAAUCCAUUCCCGUUCUGCUUACCGGGUCGGUAGCUGAUGGUGAAAUUAUAAGGUUGGAGGGCUAAACUCCACCGCAGUAGUCGACCAUUGUCUCCUGAGACCCAGUUAAGCCAAACAAGGGUAUUGUGGUCCGUUAUAAGGGAAAAUUCCUGCCCGUAUAAAUAGGGGCUCAAUUUCUUCAGUGCCCAGACCAGGGCUAAACAUUCCUUCUCCACUGCCGCAUAGCAGACUUCCCGAGGUAGUAACUUUCUGCUGAGAUAUGCGACAGGGUGUUCUCCUCCGUCUUCCCCGACCUGGCUUAGCACAGCCCCCAGUCCAUACAUGGAAGCAUCUGUGUGGACGAGAAAGCGUUUGUUAGGGACUGGGGCAGCCAGGACAGGGGCAUUCACAAGAGCCUGCUUCAGGGCCUGAAACGCGGCUUCACAAGCUGGAGACCACAGGACCUGCUUAGGUAAAUUCUUCUUAGUCAGGUCAGUCAGGGCCUUGGCGAUAGUGCUCUAGUCAGGGACAAAACGUUGGUAGUACCCUGCUGUCCCCAAGAAGGCUAACACCUGGGUCUUAGUGAUAGGUGUGGGCCAGUUAGCCAUGGCCUCUACCUUGGCUGGCUCAGGUCUCUGGCUCCCACACCCCACUCUGUGACCCAGGUACUGCACUUCAGCCACACCUAGAUGACACUUAUCUGGUUUCAAGGUCAGGCCAGCGGCCUGAAUCUUGUCCAGAACCACCCUUACAUGGACCAGGUGUUCCUCCCAGGACUCACUGUAGACGCAAUGUCGUCCAGGUAUGCACAAGCAAAUUCCUGGAAGCCAUCGAGGAGUCUAUCCACCAUACGUUGAAAGGUAGCCGGAGCAUUCUUCAUCCCGAAUGGCAUGACUUUAAACUGGUACAGGCCAAAUGGGGUGACGAAGGCCGACUUGGGGAUAGCAUCCUCGGCCACGGGGAUCUGCCAAUAGCCCUUACACAGGUCUAUGGUGGUCAGAUAGCGUCCCCUGGCAAUACGGUCUAAUAAUUUGUCUACCCGGGGCAUUGGGUAGGAGUCAGUGGUGGUCCUCUCGUUGAGCCGCCGGGUGGUCCCGUCUUUCUUAGGCACCAGGACUACAGACGAGGCCAAAGGACUGUCAGAGUGUUCGAUGACUCCAAUCCGAGUCAUCUCCUGUAUCUCCUUCCGCAUCCCUUCCCGGACUGGUUCAGGGAUACGGUAGGGGGGCUGUUGCAGGGGGUUCUGUCCAGGGGUACAGCUAGGGUAGUGUAGCCGGGCUCUUGGGAGAACGUUGCCUGCUUCUCCCACAGAAGCUGUCUUGCCUGUACCUUCUCUGUGGGGCUUAACCGAUCCCCUAGCUGUACAAGACUAGUGAGGUCAGUCUGGGGGUCCUUCUCUAAUAAAUCGGGCAGGGGUAGAUUCUCUGGGUCGUCUGCAGCAGGGGCACACACUGCAGCGACAUCCUCUGGUCUCUCCUGAUACUCCUUCAGCAUGUCCAAAUGAAAGGAUCGCUGAAUCCUCUCAUCCACACAGCUGGCUAUAAGGUAGGUAGUAUCAAACACCUGCUACGACCUUAUACAGGCCCUGCCAAGAUGCUUGCAUCUUGUUCGUCUUCACAGGCUUGAGCACCAAAACUUUCUGCCCAACCCGGAAGACCUGCUGCCGGGCACCCCGAUCGUACCACCUCUUCUGUCUCCCCUGGGCCACCUGGAGAUUCUCCCUUACCAUCAGGGACAGUACCUCCAUGCGGUCCCGGAGUUCCAGAACAUAUGGUACUAUGGGGGUUCCCUCCUGCUCUCCCUCUCCCUCCCAGUGUCCUCUAAUGAGAUCCAGGGGUCCGUGGACCCUACUCCCAUAGAGUAACUCAAAGGGAGAGAACCCAGUAGAUUCCUGGGGCACCUCUCUGUAGGCAAAUAGCAGAAGAGAAAAAACAGAAAAGAAGGCUGCGCCACAGAAAAUAAAUAAAACAAAAGAAGAUAAAAAUCGAUGGAAAAAUAAAAAAUAAAAAAAUUAAAUAUUCUGUACAAAAGUCCCAAUUAGCAUAAAAGAAUAAAAUAAAUAAAAUAUACUCACAAAUAGAGUGCAGGACUUACUGCACUCUGUUGGUCGCGUGGGUGACUAUUCCAAUUUGAUAAAGCCUGCUGGCGAAACGCGUUAUUGGUUUUAAUAUAUUGUAUUAAUAAAUAAUUUUACAUAUAUUACCUUUUUACACUAUUUUAUUCUAUUUACUGUUCCUGGCAUAUCCUAAGGUGGGGAUUAUACCACCCACGCGACCAACAGAGUGCAGUAAGUCCUGCACUCUAUUUGUGAGUAUAUUUUAUUUAUUUUAUUCUUUUAUGCUAAUUAUUUCUCCGGAGAGCACUAUCGGCUGUUUUUAUUUCUUUUUAUGAGAAUUGGAUACCAGCACCCCCCAGGAGGACAAGUACCCCUAUAAGCGGAGGGCAAUCCGCUGUGUGCCUAUCAUACUAGAGCUGGUCCUAGCUCAUGGACAUGUGAGUGUGCAAUUUAUAUUUUAACCUCACUAUUAUUCUUCUGUACAUUCUGCACGAUUAGUCCUUUCCCAUUGUGUUUUUCAUAUCGUGAGACGGACAACUGUUAACAAAGAAGACACUACAUCAGUUAAGACACCACCUACUAUUGGGACUUUUGUACAGAAUAUUUAAUUUUUUUAUUUUUUAUUUUUCCAUCGAUUUUUAUCUUCUUUUGUUUUAUUUAUUUUCUGUGGCGCAGCCUUCUUUUCUGUUUUUUCUGUAUAUUCGUUCUAUAGAGGGUUAGAGGGUGACCCCCUAUUAGGUUGCUGCCUUUUAUUUUAUUUUGUUUUUAUUUUUAUUUGUUUUUAUUAUUAGCGCUAGCCGUUCCAACUUUUUCUGUAAAUAGCAGAAGAUGCAGGAAUCGCUCCCAGUCUCUGCAAGUGUCAGUAAAGGUCCUCAACAUCUGCUUGAGGGUGCCAUUAAAGAGCUCGCAGAGACCGUUGGUCUGUGGGUGAUAAGGUGAACUAAGCAGCGGUUUAAUGCUGCACACCUUCCACAGCUGCUGGGUGAGCACAGCGGUAAACUGAGUUCCCUGGUCGGAGAGGAUCUCCUUAGGGAACUCUACCCUAGUAUAAAUGUUAACCAGGGCAUCAGCUACUGUCUCUGCCUCUAUAUUGGACAGCGCUACUGCCUCUGAAUAACGCGUGGCAUAGUCCACCACGGUGAGAAUAUACUUCUUACCCGAUGGACUAGCCCUGGCCAGUGGACCCACAAUGUCAACAGCUAUGCGGGUAAAAGGGUUCCCCAAUUAUAGGCAUCGAUAUAAGCCUAGCUUUUGGGUGAUCCCCCCGCUUACCUACCCGUUGACAUGUGUCACAAGUACUGCAAUAUACCCGCACAUCUCGGUUAAAAUUGGGCCAGAAGAAGUUUUGGGUGAUCCUAUGAGCUGUGCGGCGGGACCCUAGAUGUCCGGCUAACGGUACAUCAUGCCCAAUCCGCAGAAUCUCUUGCCGGUAUUUGGCCGGUACCACCAGCUGCCGAUUCUGCGGAGGGGUAUUCUUUUUCUGGGAAGGUUUAGGAAUCCGAUACAGCCUAUCCCCCACCCACUCGUAAUGCUCCCCAUCUACUCCCUCUUCUCCCGCAUCUGCCCUAGCCCUAUACUUCUCAAGGGUCGGAUCCUCCUGGGUUUCCCUCCCGUACAUCUCUGGGGUAUCCCAGCCUAAGGGGGCCUGAUCUAGGGUACAAGUCAGGGUAGAGAGUCUUACCUGGGUCUCAGCAGCAGGUGGACUGGUCUCGACGGCACGGGUUUGGGCACGGAUCAUCACAGCGUUGACUUCAGCGGGACCCAUCGGGGCGUAUGCCGAAACAAGGGGAGCCAAAUCAUUUCCCAGGAGGACGUUAGCUGGCAAAUCCCUCAUGAUCCCCACAUUCACGUGCCUAGCGCCCACUCCCAAUCCAAAUGUACCCGGGCAACGGGGCAGGCGGAACACAGCGCCCCCGGCUACUCUCACAGCCACAGUGUCUCCAGUGUGCUGGUUUUCAGACACCAAGUGCUUUUGGAGCAAGGUCAUGGUGGCACCGGUGUCGCGCAGACCAUUGACCUCCUUCCCGUUCACUUUAACUAGUUGCCGGUGCUGCUGUCUAUUGUCCCGGUGGGCGGCUUGGACGGGGUCUGCCUCGUGCAGGAUGCCCCAACAUUCCUCCUCCUCUACGCAGUGGGCAGCAGGCUGAGGGUUGCGUUGGUUCCCGCUGGUGGGUCUCCUCCAGGACUGGGCUUGGUUAGCUGUAUUCAGCAGACACUCCGGCCUUUUGUGUCCUAGCUGCUUGCAUCCGAAACACCGGAUGGGCUGGGAGUAGUCCCGUGAGUUGAACCGGGGUGGUUGAGGAUAGUUAGUAACUGGAGGGGGUGCUGGCGUGCGGUACGUCGGGUUUUGGUAGCCGGCAGCGGCUGGGGGUGCUGCUGGUCGGUACUCCACUCUGGCAGGAGUCUUAGUGGUAGCAUUGUCCAGUUUGCGGGCAUCCAUAUACUCGUCUGCCAGGCGGGCUGCUUCAUGCAGGGUGGAGGGUUUAUGGUCUCAGAUCCACUCCCUGACUCCUGGAAAUAACUUUUCAAAGCAGGAACAUCUGUAGCACCUCUUCCCCGGAUAUGGCUUGGCACCCUGCCAUCCAGUGGGCUGCUGUGCGGUGUACCCUGCAUGCCCAUUCAACGUAGGAAUCCCCGGCUAGUUUGGCAGUGUCUCUAAACCACCUCCUGUAUGCCUCCGGUGUAACGGCAUACCUGGAGAGCAGAGCUUCUUUUACGGCCCCAUAAUCCCCGAUCUCCUCGUCAGGAAUGGCCCGAAAAGCCUCACUGGCCCGGGCCGGAUAACUUUCUGGACAAUAUAGUGACCCAGUCUUCGGUGGGUACCUUGUGUAGGGCACAUUGCCUCUCAAAAUCAGCAAGGUACCCAUCAAUCUCUCCUUCUGUCUCAAUGAAGGGUUUAAACGCGGCAAACUGCACCUUUCUGUUUUCCACCGGGGUUGCUGGGACUUGAGCUGCUGCAGCGCCGGUUUGGCGGAGUAGGUUGGCCUCCACAGCUGCUAUGACCCGGUCGAUGAUCUCUGUAGUCGGGUUGGGACCAUAAUGGGCCAGCCUGAUUCUAACCGCCUGGUCAAAGCUUGCCUCUUCGGGGGUUCUCUCGGCUGUGCUGGGACGAUUGGUUCCUUCUGCCCCAGGUACUCCAUCCAUUUCGUUCAGGAUGGCAAUAAUCUCCCUCUUCCUGAGGUUACUGGCUUGUCGGCCUCUUUGUUCCAGCAGGUCUUUAAGGAUAGCUCUUUUCAGACUUUCAUACAGUAUUUCCAUUAAUCCUGUAUGUGUGGUUGUCUCUCUGGGUGAUGAGGAUCAUCCCGUCGCUUGCCACCAGUUGUUAAGACACUCCCAGCUUAAAUGAGUAAAACCGCAGUUUAGGUGAUCUUCCCCCUUUAGAGACACAGGCUCUGUUGCUGUAGACCGCCAAACUCCCGAACGGAGUAUAAGGGAAUACUUCAAACUCCCGAACAAAGAAUCAGCCGAACUCUUUCUCUCCUAGAAUAGGCGAAAUAGUACUUCCAAGUAGUAAUCCCCCCAAGCUCCGUCUUGAGGGUAAAACAGGAAUCUGCUUUAAUGAGGGCUACCUGCCUGGUAUUUAUGCAGGUCUCCCAUCUGGUGGACACUCCCCUAGGGGACUAGUUGGGAGACUGGGACACAUAAUGUACAGUAGCCAAUCACAGUGGCUCGGCUUUAAACACUCCCCUUUGCACAAGUAAAUCCCUCCUCUCUAUCCUGGAAAUAAUUGGGAAGAAAUCCAAUUAUUUCCAGGGAUAGAGGCAAACUGCCAUUUUACAUAGUAUAAUAAUAACACAUAAAAAUCCAUAACUGUAAAACUACCAAAUGCUUUUAGUACGUGUAACGUAUCCCCUGACAGCCUGGGUCUGAGCGCACAUUACUACUGAAUAGCGCUCAGACCCAAUGCACACAGUUCAAUCGCCAUGAAGUCUUUCACAUUGUUCUUUCGGUAUACAAUUGACUCCAUGGGACGACUAUCUGGGUUAAGUCCAUUUGUGUAAUAAAAGUCCCAAACGGACCGGCGUUCGCAUGCCCGUGGAUAAGAAGGGCGGUCGGCAGUUUCAGCGGUGUUCGGUAGAAAAAGUGUCCGUUUUUAGUUCCAUAGUUUGAGUGCCGAACACCGCUGUGCAUUUGCGUGUUUAAAAUGGCUGCCGCCUCAUGGUCGACAUGCGAACGACGACCACCCUGCAUACGGUUCUAAUCAAGAGGUGUCUGUGGUUAACCACAAUGUUCUAAUUGAGGCCAAUAGGUUAACCAGCAGCACAAUUCUCCUCUGGGUGGCCAUCCGUUCGGUAAUUUUAUUCGGUAUAAUCUGAAAUAGAUGAACAGGGACGUACGGGCAGGUAAUUCCACGAAAGUAUAUCAAUUAGACGAACCAGCAGAUAGAACUUAGACAGAUGGAUCUGUCACACACUCAGACACAUUGCUGGGAGUAUUAUUGCUGUGGAGCUCUGUUAUACACUCAGACACAUUGCUGGGAGUAUUAUUGCUUUUUGUCGCUCUGUUAUACACUCAGACACACCAACAAUAUGGAGCUUCUAGAAAAGAGUGACAGAGGGAUUUGUUGCCAAAAUAUGGACUGUCCCUCCUAAAUAGGGACACUUGGGAGGCUUACACUACACAAAAAUACAAACAUAUAAUAUAUUUACACACCAGACAGUAUAUUGCCAUUUGGGACCCAGGGCCUUUUUGUGCCUAGUCUGCUAUCAGUCUGUCCCUCACACAGGUAGCACUUGAAGCAUUCGCUCACUACUUCAGUGAAUGAGCAUGAGUGCAAGUGUUGAUUACUACAAGAAUUUUAUUCAAUAAAAAAACAAAUAAAUAAAUAAACAGGUUAAACAUAAUGAAAGAUGUGACUUAAAUAAAAAUCCCAGCAGUAUAAUCUGUUGGUGCCCUUUGUCACCAGUAACAAUAUUAUUUGUGGAGUGCCUAUCUUCAUCUUUCACUAGACUAGUUCCUGCGUGACAUUAUAGGGACUGGUUCGUGAAGAAAUCUUACACAGCGGGACACCGAGAAGCCAUCUUUUUAUGAUAAAAGUAAAAUUAAUUCAGUUGCAUUUUUCAAUUAAAUAUUCCAAAUAUAUUUAUUAGUUAAUACAUUCUACGGAAGGACUUUAAAGUGUUACUGCCACCUGGAAAUGUAUUUCUUUUUUUUAUAAUUCUUUAUUUUAUUUGUGCAAGGUGAUAACACAUCAGGCUUACAAUGCCACAACAGCCAGAGUAAGCAGUUAUGCAGACAUAGUGUUACAGUAGUUAGGCAUUAGAAGAUACUGCACAGUUUUAUAUAUAUUAUUGUCGUGUGUCUGGUGGUUUCACCAGUUCCGCUUGUCAGUAAAUGUGUGGUAUAAGGUUAAGUCGAACCAUUUAGAUUAAGUAGUUAUGUUAAGGCUUAUGCGGAACAUGCAUUAUAAAGUAUGUGUAACAUAGCUUAGUCAAAUAGCUUUACGUAAGAGUAUUAAUCAUGCUUAUACAGUAUAUGAAUAUGGUUAAAUUCCCAUUGGAGCUGCAAUCACAGUCUUUGAGACCUGUAUGGCUUGUGACGAGGGAUGUAAUAGAACCAAAUUAAAAGUAAAAGAGAAAUAGACAUGGCAGGACUAGUGUACACCCGGUUAGCGUUUUCAACACAAGAUAUCACAGUGUCUCAGGCCUCGUGGCUCUCUCGUCGUGGACAGCCUGCUCUGUUCUAUCAUUCCAUGUUUCAUCCAAUUCCCCUCGCUGGGUGACCUACGAGGCAGGCAGAGAUUAUACUGGUGGGAGCGCUGGGGCGGCUUUGUGAGAGGGUGUCCACCCAGAGCUGGGCCCGUGUGGCGUCCAGUGCCUUCAUUUUGCGCGCCCAAUGGCUCGGAGCACCUGUAUCUUUCUCAUAUGGGUUACAGCGAUGGGUCUCCCACCGAAUAGCAGUGGGCGGGCGCUGGUGUGGCAGUGUGGGGCCCUGGUUGUUGUUGGGCUCUGGUGAGUAUAAGGGUAGAGGAGCAGGUGCUUGCUUACCCUCGGUGUCCGGAGGGGGCGCGCUCACUCCACAUGGCUCGGCUAGUUGAUCUGCAGUCCCCUGUUGAGAAACUGAAGCUGCUGCUCGUGCCUCCAAUUUAGCCCAGAAGUUGGUGAAUAUUGCCUCCAAUCUUGCCAGGGAGCGCUCUACAGAAAAGCUGAGGCUAUUACUGGUCGGUAGUGGAGUUGGCUUUGCUGGAGGAUGAGUGUCCGCCAUUUUGAGGGUUCCCGCCAUGUGCAGGUGAGUGUCCCUUUCUGACCACAGGUUUUGUCUGGAGCAGUCCAGGGGGGGACCGGGAUAACCCCCGCCGGUCCAAUGGGGGGAGGGGAGGUAUGGACUGAAGCAGUUCCGUUCAGCAAUCAGGAGAGCGGGGAAAUCGGCCGCCUUUCCCCCCACCCGGUCACUUGCAGGCCGCAACUUGUCUCCGCGGGCUCACUGCGUCUCAGAGGCUCGUGAGUGGGGUCAGUGUGAUCAGCAACUUGUCCCCAAGUAGGCUUAUGGGUAUAGAAACCCGGAUUCAGGCUGGAAAUGGGGGUAUUACCCCGAAAAUUGUCGUUUUGUGCAGGAGCUCGCUCAGCAUGCGGCUGCUCAGCUCCGUGUUCAAGCUCCGCCCCCUUUUUUAAAUUUUUUUAUUUUUUUAUUCUUUAUUUUGUUUGUGCGUUAUUUGGUUUCAUGUAUUAUAUUGACAGAUACAGGAGUUUAGAAUAUGCAUUACACGGUAGUUAGUCAAUUUGUACAGCACACAUUUUUCUUUUUACAACAGGUUGCAUAACGGUUGCUUGCAUUAGUGCUUACAUAUGUAACUGGGUAUAUAAACCGUCCUGUAGUAGUGUUAGCCCCUCUUUCUGCUCUGUAUGGUUUGGGUCACAUGUUUGUACUCUUGAUGAGGUUUUGGAUCACUAUGUGUAAGUGCACUAGUUUGUGGCGUUCAUGAGAAGUCAAGGGUGGUCUACCCGUGGUGCUAUUUUAGCUGUGGUCACUCUUUGUGAGCCGGUCGUCUGUGAUGUAGCGUCGUUGUGGGGUCACGGCUUUUACCACGGUAGUGGGGGGCCCCUAACCUAGGGGGGCUGCGGGGGGUAGGGGGAGAGGGUGCAGAGAGCUUGUCCGGAGCCUCCCAGCAUUAGUGUGGUGUCAUGUGAUAGUCACUAAGCAUGUGGGUAUCUCUUAGUGUAUGUGGGUGAAUGAUUGGCACGGAAUGUGUGGGUCAAUAACAGAGGUAAUAACUAGUAUAACUAAACAAUUAUAUGAAACGAGCAACAGUCAGUAUGCGAGUUUAAGAAAGUCUACUUGAGCCAGAAUGGCCAGGCUUGCUUGCAGACCGUGUCAGGUUUCCGAGUCUGUGCUCGGGGGAUGAAUGGUCUCGUGGUGGCUGGAUCUCCCAUCCGGGCUGGUCCUGUUUGGGCUGUUAUCUGGAGAGCGUCCGAUGGUCCCAAAAGUGUGAGGACUGAGAGUAUGUCUGCCUCCGAUGUGGCUCUGUGGAUAGUCCCGUUGUGCGGAAUCAGCAGGGUCCGCGGCGUGCCCCAUCUGUACUGUAUGCCUGCGGUUCUCAGGCGGCUUGUUAAGUGUUUUAUUGAUCUCCGCCAGAGUAGUGUCGCUCGGGUGAGGUCUUGGAAAAAAAGUAGGUUGGCGUUUUCGAAUGGCAGGGGAGUCUUGCCUCUGAUUGCCGCCAGUAUUGCUGCUUUAUCUUGUGUUGUGGCACACUUUAAUAUAACGUCCUUAGCCUCCGCGGCUGGUGUGGUGUUCCCAGUUUGCAGCCGAAAUAUGCCUUCUAGGGCGAGUUUUCUGGCAGUAGUUGGCGGUAGUAUGGAGGCAAGAAGCCUCCUCACAAAGUGGGGCAACUCCUCUGUGGUGAUUUCUUUUGGGACUCCUCUGAGCUUAAUGUGGUUGCGACGCAGGCGGUCCUCCUGGGUGGCCACCUGCGUCGCCAGUGCCUGGUGGGCUGUCUGCAGGGACUGCAGGGCUGCGGUGAGAUUUGUUGUCCCACUGGUUAGUGAUUGUAUGUCCCCUUCUAUGGCACUCACCCUCUCCGCAGUUUUACGUACGUCCGUCUUGAGAGUGCCAAUAUCCGCGGCUAGCAGGGUUUGAAUUUCCUGCAUCCAUGUUUGCAGGUCUUGUUUUGUAGCAAAGGUAUUCUCGCUCAGCUCUGUGCCAGCCAGGGGUGAAUUGGGUCGCUUGUCCUCAGGCCCUAGCUCCAGUGCGUGUGCCCGCUCCGAUAGUGGUGGUGGGGGGCCUACUGUGGAGGAUCUCGUGGCGGUCAUUUUGGAAGGUGCUUGUCGUUGCAGCAUUUCCCCGAUGUUCGGCUGGUCUGCUGCCGAUGCCGGGUACUGCUUUUGCGUGCGACGCCCCAUGGUUGCAGUGGGGCUGCUGUGUGUUGCGGUAGCCGUCCCCUCCGAGUCUGGGCGGUAUUCCGUCCCGAUGUUGUCCAGGAGAGUCUCCAGGCCGUAGCUCGUGGGAGUGAGGUAGGCCCGGUGUUUUUGUUUCACCUUUCUGGGCUUCGUUUGGUGAAAGAAGGGCAUUAGUCGACUCCUCUCAGUUACCCCGUGUUCGGGGUGGGGUUGAUGUCUGCGGAUGGGUUAAGAUGCCCGUGAUUUUCUCAAGUUUAUCGUUGCGAGGUCGGGAGCUGAUGAAGAUGGCGUCCGUUCAGCUCUGCUCCCAAGCCCCGCCCCGUGGAAAUGUAUUUCUAUGAAUCAGUUUAAAACAAUAAUGGAAACAGAUUUAUAUGAUUGUUGUCUAACCAAGCUAUAGCAAGUUUAGCUGAAAUUGGCACGUAAAAUCUGCCAGUGUUUGCGUGUGGAGGCAGCCAUCUUGGAAUUGUAUCUUACUUACUAUUGAAAAACAUGGCUGCAGAGAUCAUGUGAUAUCAGCAGCCAAUCGGAGUCUGCUAUUUGUAGAGUCGCUCCCAGCUUUUCAAUGUACAGGAAAUAGGAUAUGGUUCAUUGACUUCCCUGUUGAUGCUCUGAUCUUAAGUAAUUUUUUGUUUUGUUUUACUAUAUACAGAUUUUAAAAAAGAUAAACACAAAGUACAGACAUUGUAACAUGAUAAAUAACAAUAUAUAUAUAUACACAUGUAAAGGUGCGCUUUACCCGGGUAACUCUGUGUCAGUCUACGCCAUAGUGGUGUGGGUUCCAGUGUUGAAGCGAAUCUACUGGUCUUGAGUUAUUCAAUGUCUACCAGGGUAGUGUAGUGUCUCCAUUUAGCCAUGGGUCCCAGGUCUUGUGGUAUUGUUUGGAUGGUUCAUGUAUCUGACCUGUGAGGCUAUCCAUAUUAGCACAGUCUUGUAUCUUUUGGACUAUGGUGGUGUGUGAGGGUAUGUGCAGUGUGGACCAUCGUUCCGCUAUUGCCCUACGUGUUGCCAAUGCUAUGCGUGUGAUUAACUUGUUCUCCGCUCUAGUGAAGGAGUCCAGGGGUUUGGAUAGCAAUAGCAGCCCUGGAUCCAAGGGACUCGGUUUGUCAAACAGUCUGGUGAUUGGUGCCGUGAUACUUCGCCAUAAGGGCUAUAGUUUGGGGCAUGUCCACCAACAAUGGAGGAAGGUCCCCACCUCUCCACACCCCUUCCAGCAUUGAUUGGUUGGUGCUAUGUGCAUUGUGGCUAGGCACUGGGGCAUUAAAUACCAGCGAAAUAACAUUUUGUAAGCCUGUUCCUUAUGCGACACGCAGAUGGAUAUAGAGGCUGUGGCCUUCCAAAUAUCUGACAAGUCGGAGGGAUCCUGGGGAAGACCUAGGUCUUUUUCCCAUACUGUUAUGUAGGAAAGCGUUAUUUGUGUUGGGUGAGUCGCUAAGGUGGAGUAUAGGUCCGAAAUUUGUCCUCGUCUAGAGGGUUGCUUCAUGCAGUCCAGUUCGAACUGUGUUAAGGGGGCCGUGUCUGCCUGCUUGAUAAUUGGUGAGGAUAAAGUCUGAAGCAUUUCUGAGCAAGUCGACACAUAGAAUUUAAAGUUGAGUUGUGAUGCAGGGGUUAAAGCUACAUGUGCAGAUAAGAUAUAUAUAUAUAUAUAUAUAUAUACACACACACACACACACACACACACUAUUUCCAAUUACAUGCAUUUUUUGUUGAUGCUGGCUGCAUCCACUAGGGGCUCCCCCUGCCUGGAUAUUAAAUGCACCGAUUCCAGUCUAUAAUAUCAGUAAACGUGUAAAAACUGAAUUUAACGCUGACCGUAAAUAAAAAAAACACAAAGAAAAAACAAAAAAUUUAUAAUAAAAUUCUAUGACUUUCAUAAAUAUCUUUCUGUAGCAGUUUAACUAUAAUUAAAACAUUUAAAAAUGAUGAAUUAUUGGCAAAAUAGUCUCUAAAAUUUGAACGCGCAUUAGUUACGAUGGCGCUUUAGUUUCAAGAGCAAACGGCGCAUUAGAUUGGAGUACGAAUUCAGUACGAACAAAUGGAAAGCACACUGCAGUAAAGACAAACCGCACAUGCGUACUACUCUCUCUUGCUUACCUAGAGUUGCUCCUCACUUGACAACCUAUUCCGACAAGGACUGCUUGUAGAUACUUCGAAAUUUGCAUCGCUGCAACAGGGAUGCAAAACUUGGUUUCUGUGUAUGGUAAAGCUGUACCUCGUAGCUCUAGUAUUUUCUUGUACAAAUGCUCAGGUUUUAAAAAUGUUAAUACGCAUUAGAUUUGAUGGCGCAUUAGAUUCAAGUAAAUACGGUAUUUCUUUGUAAAAUGUAAGAUUUGAAUCUAAUAGACAACUUAGGAGCUAAAGUCAGAGAGAUAUAAAUACAAUUAUUUAUAUAAUACCAAUAAAUAGAUAAACCAAGACAAACCGUUAAUUUUUGGGGAAAAAAAAACACAUUUCACAUACGGGAACUGUAGGUGAAAAGGGCCCUGGCCAAACAAGUUUAUAAUCUAAAAGAGGUACGAUCCAGUUUUAUCAGACUUGGGUACCAUGGCUUAAGAGUAGUUAUAACAAUUAUUAUUAUUAUCACUGGUAUUUAUAUAGUGCCAACAGAUUCCGUAGCGCUUACAAUAUUAUCAAAGGGGGAGAUUUAACAAUAAAUGAGACAAUUACAAAAACUUACAGGAACAAUAGGUUGAAGAGGGCCCUGCUCGAACGAGUUUACAGUCUAUAGGAUGACUCAUAAAUCCCAAUAUUCUACCCACCUCUCAUUGUCUAUUUCUCCUCGGCUUGCGGACACCUCCCACCCCCACCCUUCUUUCCCCAUUGCUUGCUUUCUUUAUAUGAUAUUUUUUUUCAUAUUUACUUCCUUGAUUAAAUUAGAUGUCUCUUACAUUUAUUGUCGAACCUGAAUUUUUCUUCCUAAUAUUUACUGCUAUCUGUCAAAGUCUAUUAAAAAGGAAUUUGCAAUUUGUACCCAAAAUACUAAGGGUGAACACAUUUUCAGAUUUAACAGCUAAAUUUUCUGCUACAUGACUUUUUUAAUGGACAGUCACCUGAAAUGAUAUAAAUCCCAGAACAUAUAAAGGAGUGAUAUUUUGAAAUUAUAGUUGUACGCAUAACAUUAGAUACCUGUAUACAAAUAUGUUUGAUUGUGAAAAGAUGCAAAAUCAUUAGAGGACAACUUGUCCAGGUUAAUAAAAUUGAUGAGUUAGUGCCAGUAAGUAAUAUACAUACAUCUGUGCAUGUCCGAGUGCAGACAUACAAUGUACAUAUAUGUGUAAGUUUAGUGUAAUAUACAGGGCUCCAAAAUCUGGUAUUGUCCAUGAGGGAGAUCCGGGCAGAGCCUGCAUAAGCCAAACACAGCCCUGGCCAAUCAGCAUCUCCUCAUAGAGAUACAUUGAAUCAAUGCAUCUCUAGGAGGAAAUGGCAGUCACACAGUGCAGCACUGCCCCAGGAAGCACCUCUAGCAGCCAUCUGAGGAGUGGCCAGUGGAGGUAUCCCUAGGCUGUAAUGUAAACACUGCCUUUUCUCUGAAAAUAAAGUGUUUACUGCAAAAUGCCUGAAGGGAAUGACUAUACUCACCAGAACAAAUACAGUAAGCUGUAGUUGUUUGGGUGACUAUAGUGUCCCUUUAAAGUUUUUAUCUCCUGCCCUGUAAACUAAACUCUACAGGAGGCUCCUGCAUGGUCUAUUAGGCUAUUCACAGAGCAGGAGAUGAAAAAUCUUAAAUUAAAGAGACUAUGCAAUAAAGGAAGAUUAAACAUUAGAUCUCUUUACAGUAAGUGUUUAGGAAGUCUGGGUAAGUGAAGUGCAGGAAGGUGACUAGGGCUGUACAAACAGUGAUUUAACUCCUAAAUGGCAGAGAAUUAAUCAGUGAAACUGCAUGGUCAACUUCUAUACACCAAAACUACUUAAUUAAACUAAUAUUGUAUUAGUAUAGUGUAACGGAUCACCUGGCACCCCGACUGGGUACCUCCGUUGAAAGAUGCUCCUAGCGCUUCCUGAGGACUCCAAGCACUGCAGCCGACACCACAAUCACCGAACCAGAGAAGCGUAUACCUUCUCUCAAGCAUAUGAAUGCUGUAGACAGUUGAAUAGGAACCAUAUGAAUAGGUUUACUCUCCUAGCAGUCAAACUGGAACAGCAUACAAUAAAUCCUUCCCCAAUAAUGAGGCGACACUUCACUUUGAGGGGUUAAAACAGGAACUCUCUGUACUGUCACAUACAGUCUCUUUUAUAAUCACCAAACACAGUACAAACACAAAUUACAAAACAUAACCAAUCACAUCACAGUUACAUCCCACAUAUUCCCUCCCUUAUACAGAAACUCAAUUAUACAUACAGUUAAAACAUACUUUUCUACCCAACUUUCAUAACUCCAAACCAUACAUCACAUUCACAUAAAAUUACAUAUUCACAAUCAAUCCAUUCAGGGGACAACAUAUUCAAAAAUGGCACAAAUCAGACAAGGGGUUCAAAAGUUAGUAAAAAGUCCUUUGUGACUAAAUGAAGCAUGGCUUUCUGGCCCAAACCAGUUUCAGAGUCUUCUAUCCUGGAGAUAAGUAAUUCAAUUAUCUCCCAGGACAGACACAAGACUCCAUUAAGCACAUAGUUGCAAAAAGACACAAAACACUUUAAAAUACAUAAAGUCACCUUUUACACAUAACACACAGACAUUUCACAUAUCCCCAGAUAGCUGGGAUCUGAGCACACAUUAUUAGAUGAAUGGCACUCAGAUCACACAAAUAAGCCUUUCUGCAGAGGAAAUAAACAGUUUAACCUGCAGGGCCAUAGUCCAAAGGGAGCAGGCGAGCAACCAGGCUUCUCCAGUUCACAGUGGCGAGGUUGGUUUCGCCACACUUCUCCCCUUUACAAACUAGACUAACAGGGUAUCUGACCUCCUGCCGGUCAGUGCCCUGGUUAGUCCAGCAACCCACCCACAAAACAGAAACAGCAGUACAGCCCACCCACAAUAACUGGUUACUACACCUGGGUAGAGGAGAACUUUGUCCAUGUCCAGGUGCCUCCCCACGACUGUGUGGGCAACUGUUAGGCUGCCUUGGUGGGUUGCUGAGUGGGCAGAGACCAGCGGUACUCUGCCCUGAUGCCAGUGCUACCACGGAAGUAGCCUGGUGGGAGCCUGGUUGUGGGAGGGAGGGACCGACUGUCUCCCCUCUGGAUACACCGCUCUGUGGCUGGGGAACAGGACCGACUGUCCCUACCCCUUGUGCUGUAAGUGCAGAGACUACGGUUCCAUCUGCACUGUUGGGGGUGUAACAUCUCCCCUUGCUGGGUUAGGCUGCCGCUGGAGAGAGGGUGUAACAAGCUCCUCUCUCUGAACUGUAAACUGCCGCUGGGGAGAGGGAGUAUCAGGCUCCUCUCCCUGACACUCUCUCUGCUGGUGGAGAGGGGGACCAGCUGUCUCCCCUUUCAUUAUUUUGUCCUGUGGUUGGGGUGCGAGACUGACGGUCUCUGCUCCCUGCAGGACACUCUGCCGCUGGGGAGGAAGGACGGCACCUUCAGCUCCCUGGGGUACACACUGCAGCUGGGGAGGAAGGACUGCACCUUCAGCUCCCUGGGGUACACACUGCCGCUGGGGAGGAAGGACGGCACCUUCAGCUCCCUGGGGUGCACACUGCCGCUGGGGAGGAAGGACUGCACCUUCAGCUCCCUGGGGUACAUACUGCCGCUGGAGGUCUGGGCCGACCGCCCAGCAUCCCUGUAGGGCCGGUUGAGAGACCGCCGUCCCAUCUCCACCUGCCAUCUGUGGGUCUUCCCAGGACCAGUCUGUGAGGUCCCUCAACAUUUGCGAGUAAGGACCACCUGCUUCCGCACCUGGCAACUCUGGCUGCUGCUGGGGAUCUGGGCCGGUCCCAUCUCCACCUGCCUGUUGUGGUUCCUCACAGGACCAGUCUAUGAGGAUCCCUACUUCAGGUUCCUGCGGCCGCCUCAGGGAGAGACGGCUAGCCUCCUCGGAUGCAGCCUCUACUCGGCUGCUGUAACACUCCUUCCGCUGAGCAUACUCUCUCUCUUUCGCCAGCCGGAAUUCUCGGGCCAGCCUUGUGUUUCGCUCGGCCGUGACCUGGUUCCAGAUCACCCGGCGUGCCUCCAUGGGUAAAUCAUCCCCAUACUGGGCCACUCGCUGCCUCACCUCGGCCAUCCAAUCAUCGCCAGAGCCUUCCAUACUUGUCUGCUCCAAGUCGCUGGAUACCUCUGCUCCCAGGGUCGCUGCACGUGUGCUAGCGUUGCCCUCAAUUUGUAAAUCCAAAUGAACUGUGUCUCUGAGCUGCUUUACCUCGCACUAGGAUGCCAUCCCACCGCUGCCACCAAUGUAACGGAUCGCCUGGCACCCCGACUGGGUACCUCCGUUAAAGGAUGCUCCUAGUACUUCCUGAGGACUCCAAGCACUGCAGCAGACACCACAAUCACCGAACCAGAGAAGCGUAUACCUUCUCUCAAGCAUAUGAAUGCUGUAGACAGUUGAAUAGGAACCAUACGAAUAGGUUUACUCUCCUAGCAGUCAAACUGGAACAGCAUACAAUAAAUCCUUCCCCCAAUAAUGAGACGACACUUCACUUUGAGGGUUAAAACAGGAACUCUCUGUACUGUCACAUACAGUCUCUUUUAUUCCCAAUCCACAAACAUAGUACAGCCCACAGGGCGUUACAAAACAACCAAUCACAUAUCAGUUACAUCCCACAUAUUCCCUCCCCUUAUCCUGAGAGGAAACUCAAUUACACAUACAGUUAAAACAUACUUUCUACCCAACUUUCAUAACUCUAAAACCAUACAUCACAUUCACAUAAAAUUACAUAUUCACAAUCAAUCCAUUCAGGGGAACAACAUAUUAAAAAAUGGCACAAAUCAGACAAGGGGUUCAAAAGUUAGUAAAAAGUCCUUUGUGACUAAAUGAAGCAUGGCUUUCUGGCCCAAACCAGUUUCAGAGUCUUCUAUCCUGGAGAUAAGUAAUUCAAUUAUCUCCCAGGACAGACACAAGACUCCAUUAAGCACAUGGUUGCAAAAAGACCCAAAACACUUUAAAAUACAUAAAGUCACAUUUACACAUAACACAGACAUUUCACAUAUCCCCAGAUAGCUGGGAUCUGAGUGCACAUUAUUAGAUGAAUGGCCCUCAGAUCACACAAAUAAGCCUUUCUGCAGGGGAAAUAAACAGUUUAACCUGCAGGGCCAUAGUCCAAAGGGAGCAGGUGAGCAACCAGGCUUCUCCAGUUCACAGUGGCGAGGUUGGUUUCGCCACAUAUAGUGUUUCAUUUUCUCAUGCCAACUUGUUUUGAUGUGCUCAUCUGUUUAAAUAAAGAUUUAAUACAAAAAAAAAAAAACAUUCAAAGUAUUGGUGACCUAAUGCGCAUGAGCAACCAGAGCCAUGGGCACAUUCACGCUUCCUGAUUGAAUCAAUGCUUUCCUGUGGGGGCGUCCACGUCACAUCAAGAAGUUUUACCCAGUUAUUACAGCAGAAGCACCUCUAGUGGCUGUCACACUAACAGUUGGACUUAGCCUUGCAAUGUAAGCAGCAUUAUGUCUAAAAAAAAAACCAGGGCCACUUCCCCCACUAUUACACUGAGAUGAAGUGGUAUGGGUGACUUUAGUGUCCCUAAAAUUCUGCUCUCCACAAUGAAUGUAAAUUAAGUAAAUUCAGGCAUAUUUUACCCAGACACACGUGUGCACAGACAUGUUUGCGCUAUGUGGAUAAAUGUCACUUUUACAAAGGUAAAAGUGUGUACAGGUGUGCUCUACUUGGGUAUAAUUAUAAUAGAUAAUAGCCCCAUUAUCGAUAAUAACCAAUAUUAUAAAUAAUAAGCCCCUAGAGGGACAAAGGUUUAAAAAUAAUAUCAGGAAGUAUUACUUUACUAAGAGGGUAGUGGAUGCAUGGAAUAGCCUUCCAGCUGAAGUGGUAGAGGUUAACACAGUAAAGGAGUUUAAGCAUGCGUGGGAUAGGCAUAAGGCUAUCCUAACUAUAAGAUAAGACUAGGGACUAAUGAAAGUAGUUAGAAAAUUGGGCAGACGAGAUGGGCCGAAUGGUUCUUAUCUGCCGUCACAUUCUAUGUUUCUAUGGUAUCUGGACAGUUGUGCUAUAUACACUACAAUCUCAGUGCCUGUGUAUUCUACAAGGUAAUGUAUGUAGAGAUGUGUUCUACAUGGGCAAGUAUCUAUACAAGUGUGCUCUACACAGGUAAAUAUCAGCACAUGAUGUGUAUUCCAUGCUGGGGAAAAUCUGUAUAGGUGUGAAAUAUCAGUACAGGUGUGUUCUGCACAGGUGUGUUAAAUACAAGUAAUAUUGUACAUCAAUGGUGCCCAAAUGCUAGAUCCCCAGUUGUUUUAAAACUACAAUGCUUUGUCAUUCUAAAGACCUUCUAGAGGCAUGCAAAGCAGCAUGGGAGUUGUAGUUCUAUAACAUAUGGGAUCUACCUCUUUGGCAGACUUGGUGAAUAUACAGUUAUAUUCUAUGUGUCUAAGUGUCAUGUGUGCACUACAGAGGUAAAUGGCAGUGCAUGCUUGUUCUAUACAGGUAUGUGAACUACAAAUGUGUUAUACUCAGGUGACGUGUGUUCUAUGAAGGUAGGUGUCUGUACAGCUGUUACCCACAUGAAAGUGUAGUUAAAUGUUUACAUGGGGGUAGGUAGAAAAAUGUUUAUUCAGGAAAAAUUUACCGGGAAGUGAUGGUAUGGGUGUUUAUACGUGACUAUAUCAAUGCAGGUAUCUUUAAAUUCUGUCUUUGCCCUUCUCUGUCCUCAGUACCAGGCAGUCACAACCAGUCCUCAAAUGACACAAUCAGCUCAUUGUGUGAGAAGGUGACAGAACAAUCUCAAGGUGACAGAGGAGGGAGAAGGAGCAUACGGAGAGAAGGAGAAAGUGGAACAGACGGAGAGAGUUACAGGAGGAACGAGAGAACAGAGAGGAAGAAAGUGAUUAAGGUAAGAUCACAUACUGCAUGCUGCUGAGCUGGGUGGAACUCGUAAAAAGAAAUUAUCAUAAUGGGGAAAGUAUAAGGGGAACAUCGGAGAUACAGGGUAACUAAGUAAAGACGCCAGAGGGUUUAUACAUUAGGGUGAGCACCUUUCUGGUGUUACGAAUGUGAACAGCAUAAUUAGAACGGAGAUUACUGUAAUUCAGACAUAUACAGAGUUAUUUACUAAAGUCAAAAGUCAAACAGAAUUUCACAUUUACAGCAAGAAUAGCCAAACUGAAAGCAUAGCUGACCUACAGAUAGUUUUCUAGCUCAGCAAUUUUCACCAUAAAUUUGAAAUUUACCUUAAAUUCUCACGUUAGUAAAUAACCCUGAUAGCAUUCAUUCUCUAUACAGUUCCAUGUUGGGCAUUUUGUAACGGCUCAGGAAAGAUGAUACACCUGUGCUAUCUGUGUUAAGUGUGCAGAGUGCAGUCCACAUCAUGGGUGUUAGUGAACAGGGAGUAAAUCUUACUUGUGAAUCACCAUUGCACGUCCUGGGUGUUAGUGAACAGGGAGUAAAUCUUACUUGUGAAUCACCAUUGCACAAGUGUUAGUGAACAGUGAAGGAAUCGUACUUGUGAGGAGGGCAGUGCACAUCCUGGGUGUUAGUGAGCAGUGAAGGAAUUGUACUUGUGAGGAGGGCAGUGGACGUCCUGGGUUUUAGUGAGCAGUGAAGGAAUUGUACUUGUAAGGAGGGCAGUGCACGUCCUGGGUGUUAGUGAGCAGUGAAGGAAUCGUACUUGUGAGAAGGGCAGUGCAGGUCCUGGGUGUUAGUGAAAAGUGAAGGAAUUGUACUUGUGAGGAGGGCAGUGCACAUCCUGGGUGUUAGUGAGCAGUGAAGGAAUCGUACUUGUGAGGAGGGCAGUGCACGUCCUGGGUGUUAGUGAGCAGUGAAGGAAUCGUACUUGUGAGGAGGGCAGUGCACGUCCUGGGUGUUAGUGAGCAGUGAAGGAAUUGUACUUGUGAGGAGGGCAGUGCACGUCCUGGGUGUUAGUGAGCAGUGAAGGAAUCUUACUUGUGAGGAGGGCAGUGCAGGUCCUGGGUGUUAGUGAACAGUGAAAGAAUCGUACUUGUGAGGAGGGCAGUGCACGUCCUGGGUGUUAGUGAGCAGUGAAGGAAUUGUACUUGUGAGGAGGGCAGUGCACGUCCUGGGUGUUAGUGAGCAGUGAAGGAAUCGUACUUUUGAGGUGGGCAGUGCAUAUCCUGGGUGUUAGUGAGCAGUGAAGGAAUCGUACUUGUGAGGAGGGCAGUGCACGUCCUGGGUGUUAGUGAGCAGUGAAGGAAUUGUACUUGUGAGGAGGGCAGUGCACGUCCUGGGUGUUAGUGAGCAGUGAAGGAAUUGUACUUGUGAGGAGGGCAGUGCACGUCCUGGGUGUUGGUGAGCAGUGAAGGAAUCGUACCUGUGAGGAGGGCAGUGUACGUCCUGGGUGUUAGUGAACAGUGAAGGAAUCGUACUUGUGAGGAGGGCAGUGUACGUCCUGGGUGUUAGUGAGCAGUGAAGGAAUCGUACUAGUGAGGAGGGCAGUGUACGUCCUGGGUGUUAGUGAGCAAGUAAAGGAAUCAUACUUGUGAGGAGGGCAGUGCACGUCCUGGGUGUUAGUGAGCAGUGAAGGAAUUGUACUUGUGAGGAGGGCAGUGCACGUCCUGGGUGUUAGUGAACAGUGAAGGAAUCGUACUUGUGAGGACAGUAAUUCACGUCCUGGGUGUUAGUGAGCAGUGAAGGAAUUGUACUUGUGAGGAGGGCAGUGCAUGUCCUGGGUGUUAGUGAGCAGUGAAGGAAUCAUACUUGUGAGGAGGGCAGUGCAUGUCAUUGGUGUUAGUGAACAGUGAAUAUGUUUCUAAUUUUGAAGCAAACAGUACACUAGCCAUUAGUGAGCAGUGAAGAACACACAUAUCCAAGGAAAUCUAUUACAAGUACUGGGUGUUAGACUUGUUAGGAAGGCAUUGCACGUUUUGGCUAUUUGGGUAGAGGGCUCUUACAUUGCUCAUUCCUACUACAAGUCCUACUCCUUAGUGUGUGAAUUCCGUGCACAUACUAUCCAUCUAAGGGCACUCCAUGUGCUGGGUGUGGGGCUUAAGUCAUUGUGAAAGCUGCUGAGAGUUAGAUGUGUGUUAGGAGGAACAAAUGUAUAGGAACUAGUGUUAAGAGCAUUGUGUGAGAGGGAACUGGUGAACAAGCAUUAUGCUAGGGGGAACUAGUGAAAGAGCAUUGUGUGAGAGGGAACUGGUGAACAAGCAUUAUGCUAGGGGGAACUAGUGAAAGAGCAUUGUGUGAGAGGGAACUGGUGAACAAGCAUUAUGCUAGGGGGAACUAGUGAAAGAGCAUUGUGUGAGAGGGAACUGGUGAACAAGCAUUAUGCUAGGGGGAACUAGUGAAAGAGCAUUGUGUGAGAGGGAACUAGUGUAAAAGUACUAUGUUAAGAGGAAGUAGUUUAAUAGCAUGAUGUGUGGAGGAACCCACUCAGUAGUAAUGUGAAGAGGUAUAAGUGGAAGGUGCAGAGUCAGAGGAAAGACAGACAUAAGAAAAUGUCGUGUAUGAAUUUUAUGACACAAAUCUUUUUUGCCAUUGGCACAUCUCAGAUUAAACCAGAUGCCUAAUGACAUCACUAUGACAUCAUGACACCUGUUGUUUUUUUUCCAGACUGGUUUUAUCAAUAAAGUUUUUAAUGAAUGAAGAGAAAGAAAAAUAAAAAAAAAUUGAGAGAAAAAAUAAACCACUUACAUUUGUCCAGCAUGGCAGUUCUUCAUAAUUAAUAUAAAUAGCAAUUAUAACAUCACCCUCCACCCCCUCCCACACACACGUAUUACACAGCACGGUUUCUUUUGACAGGAAAUAUUGUAAUCAUCCCAAAUUACCUUUUUCGAUGACAGAACCCAGGCUGUGUGGUUACAGCUGACAAAUCAUGUUUUAAUAUCACGGUUUUGUGUUUCGAUAUGUCAUGUGGAUGGGUAUAUUUGUAAAGAAUUUUGGGGGGGAUUAACUGAAUAUGCUUGUUUGUUUUUUAAUCUGUUCUGAAAGAAGGGAAUAAUCACAGGGCCGCUCUGUUAAUAUGCUGCCCUGGAGACCCCCUAAUAUCAUAAAGGUAAACGUCUAGUGAGUAUCUAAGGAAGAGAUUGAGGGAUGAAAAGGAGGUUUUUGUUUUGAUUUCUUGGUUAAAGCAGUGUUAGAUAAUUCCUUGUGAAAUAUAAUGGGCAAAUAUGUGAAGGAUUAGGAUUCGUCCAAGGUUGAAUGAUAAUGUCUCUAGUGAUGGAUGCAAGAAUGGUCAUUAAUUUACUCUUUCAUAUAGGGUGGGCAGUAUACCUCCCAUUGUAUGCGAAAGAGUAAACCUGGUGUUAAUUCUGAUAUAGGCAAGGUUAGACGUUGUAGGAAUUGUUUUAAAUCUUAGCAGAAGGUGGGGAUGAAGGUGAAGUGGGGGGAGGACCGUACGGGUCAGAGAAUCUGUAAUAGGUGUCACCGUCUUGUAGUCCCAUUCAUUAAUUAACAUUUCCAACAUUAAGUAUGGGAUUUAUUCACUAAACAGUGAGCUGUGGCGAAUGGAAAACUAAAUUAUAAAUUUUAGGCAAAAUGUGCGGAUUUGGGAAAAAAGAUAAAAUAUAGCUAUUGGCACUGCUUGUCGAUAUUAGCUUAAAGAGUGCGAGUUGGUUUUAAUUUCACUGCAAUUUGAUGUUUAAACAUUGUGUGAUUUGGUGACUCAGUAAAUGUUAGUAAGCCUUUAUCAGGAUUUAUCGUUGUAGAGGGGUGAGAUGAAAGGCUAGUGAAAGGCCUAUGGAUAUAGAUUGUAAAAGCAAACCUCCCAAGUGUCCCUAUUUAGGAGAGACAUUCCCUAUGUUGAGCCCAAAUUCCUCUGUCCCUCUUUCCUACCCUAAUGUCCCUAUUUUUAGGAGCUCCAUAUUGUUGUUGUGCCUGAGUAUAUAAAAGAGCUCCACAACAAUAAUACUCACAGAAAUGUGCAUUUAAACUACAAAAAAUGUGUUUAGAAAUCAGUCUGUGUAAAUAAGAUACAUUGUUCUUGUUCUAAAUGAUAUUUUAGUUGCAAAAAAUAUUGUCACCUAAAAUUUUUCACAACAGCUCAGCAUCUGGCCACACCACUACUCACAAUUAAAGUGUCCAUCUUUGAUCAUUUGAAAUGUUGGGAGGUAUAAGGGGAAGUUCACUAAAACCAGGAAUCUGAGAGCAUUAAGCAAGAAUUUGCAUCUUUUUGUCAAAAAAAGAUUUUUUUUUUUAAAUUCUGCUAUCUGGCUUGGCUAUUUUUGGCUUUAAAUGUGCAAACCCAUUGUCAGUUCUCUAAAGUAUCCAAAUUACAACAUAAAUAUUAGCGUGCCAGUGAGGGAGCCUUUGAAAACCUUACAAUAUCUGUAGCUGGAUAGUGAGGUAGUGAGAUAGUGAUGAGUAAUAAGUAAGUGUCAGAAUGUUAAUAUAAUGUUAGAAUGUUAAAAUAUUAACUGUUAGAAUCUUAGUGUUUCUGAGCAAGUAAAACAUUAAUAGUGAAUUAUUUUUUCAGGUACUUGACUAGAUUUCUCGACUUCCUGUACGUAUAGACUGGGUAUGUGAAGUGGUUGUGGUAGUCCAGUAAUUACACUCUGCAUGGAACGCUGUAAUGAGGACCAUUAGGUGUGGGGAAUAUAUGCAAAUUAGAAAGGUGUUUACUGUGCAAAUGAUGCUUCUGUUUAUAGAAUCAUUAUUUAAAGUUUUAUCAUGUCUUUUCUUGUUUGUGAUAAAUUACUCGAGCACUGGCCGCAUAUCUUGGUUUUAUAUAUAUAUUGGUAAAACAGUUCUUGUAAAACUCAUAUCCAGUACAUUUUACAAGCCAGAAAAAAAAACACAUGUGAGUUUAUAGACAGAGGGAUGUAUAACUAGAUACAGAUACCAAGGGAGUAGAGAACUUCAAUUCAAUACCAGCGGCACCUCCUACAAUGCGCUCCAUGUGUUAGAAGUGUAGGGGUAUAUGUGCAAGAGUUAGUGUAAUAUUGUAAUUAUGUAUUUGAUAUUGGUUAUUCUAUUAUGUCUGUGUGUAUUUAGUAGAUGUGUAUCUGUGUAUCUGUUAGAUAUUGGUUUUACAGUUGAAUAUGUGUAUUAUAUGUGUUUAUGUGUGUGUAUAUUAGUUAACCCCUUAAGGACAGAGCUUCAAAAGCUUGUCUUUCACUUAAUGACAACAGCAUUUUUUUUCAUUUUUGCUGCUUGCGUUCAACUGCAAUUUGCAUUUUACGAAUUUAUUGCACCGACACAUAUUAUAUACCGUUUUUUUAAAGGACAGAAAGGGCUUUAAUUUGAUGUAAUAUAUAUAUAUAUAUAUAUAUAUAUGCUUAUUUAUUAUAAAAAUAUACAGAAUUAUGCAUAAAAAAAAUUUGUGUUUUUUUUUACAGUUUUUGCAAUAAUAAUGUGUGCACAAUUAGUGCAGGUUAAUGAAAGUAAAUUCAUUUAGUUGUUCUGAUUUACAGAAUAUAUAAUGUGUCUGGGAUUUUAAGUUUUUUUGGUAGUUAUAGGUCACAAAGCACAAGGAGUAAAAUAAACUUUUAAUGUGGAGCGCUUUUAGAAUUUGGUAUGUUUGUCUUGUAAGCUUAAUAGCCAUAAAAGAAAACAAAAUUGCCACACAAAAGUAUAUAUUUAUAUAAAGUAGACAUCACAGGCUAUUUACCUGAGGUUGAUUUGACACUUUCUACGUAGCCAUUUCACCGCCAACCUCUGCUAAAUAUUGGAGUAAAAUUGUGGGUUUUUUUGGUUUUUGGCACACAUACUUAUAACAAAGAAAUUCUCAUGUAUAUUUUGUAAAAUUGGUGUGUGCUAUUCCUGAACAAAAUUUUAUUUUGUGUUCAGUUACAUCUGCGGAGUAAAAUGACACCCCCAUUGUAUGUCUUUGGCACUAUUUCGUGAAGCUACAGUGCCAUAUAGGAGACCUGUCCUUUUAGGUAUUCACAGUAGAAUUUUGAGAGAUGGAUUUAAUGAGCCUUAGCUUCCAUUUGGGUUUUAUAAAAUUUUGACUGUUCAAAAAAAAAAAACCACAAAGGCCUACCAUUUGUAAAAGUAGACACUCCAGGGUAUCUCAUAAGGUGCAUAUUGUGCCUUAACAUGCCCCCAUUUUUUCACCAAUGUAUGCCAAAGUAUGUGGUAAAAAAUAAUUUUGUGCAUUUUUUACAUACGGAUUGCAUUUUUGCUGGGCAUUUUGUAUAUUUCAUAUGUGCUACUAAGUUCAAACCUCCCAAAUUAUGCUCAGCUAAGUCUUCUGAGUAAAAAGACACCCCCAAUGAAUGUCUUUGGCACUAUUUCAUGAAGCUACAGUGCCAUGUAGGAGACCAAGCCAUAUCAGUUUUUACUGAACUUUGAAUUUUGACGCUGGGCCUAUGUGCAAUUUCCAAGCAUCUUCGCAGGUUUUAAAUUCAAACUACCCCACAAAGACCUACCAUUUUUUAAAGUAGACACCCCAGGGUAUUUCAAAAGGUAUAUUUUGAGCCUUAGCGUGGGAUCAUUUUUCCGCUAGCUUGUACCAGGUGGUAAUAAGCGUUUUUUCUGCCUUUUUGAUAUACAAAGUGAGUUUGCACAGUAUAUUUUGCAAACCUUAUGUGUGCUACGACUGUAUAAUACUUCAUAUGUUGCUCAGCCUUUUUUUUUUUUACCGUUAACUCCUAACUAGCAGUAAGCAGCACUAACAGUAAAUUCCCCAUUUUACCAUAACUCCCUCCCACCCCAGCUAGCAAAAUAUAUAUAAUUAUAAAAUAUUUAAAUUAAUUAAAUAAAGAAAUUGAACCCCUGAGGGUUAAAAAAUUAAUAAAAGUUAAUCCUCAGGGGUUAAAAAAAAAUUGAUCACAGUAUAAUACUGUGAUCUGUAUUUGAUCACUGUAGGCAGUGAUCGACUGGCAGGGAAGGGGUUAAUUUUUAUUUGGACUGGGUAAAGGGUUUUUUUUUUUUUUUUACUUAAACGUUAUUAAAACUUUUUUUAAGCUUAAUUUUUAACUUUUUAAAGUUUAUUUUAAAACUUUUUUUAACGUAAUUCCCCACUAACUUCCACCCACCCCAGCUAGCUAAAUAUAUCAUUUUAAAAUAUUUAAAUUAAUUAAUUAAAUAAAUUUAACCCCAGAGGGUUAAAAAAAAAAAGAAUUAACCCUCAGGGGUUAAAAAAAAAAUCAGAUCAUAGUAAAAUGUAAUCCCUGCCAAUUGAUCACUGUAGUCAGUGAUCAAUUGGCAGGGAAGGGGUUAAUUUUUUUUGUUAAAAUGGGGUGGGAUUUUAAAUUAACUUUAUUUUUUUCCGGCAAGGGGCAGGAUCAUCACUGUUCCGGCUCCCUGCACUUCACACAGAACCAGGAAGUGCAGGGAGGCGGAAGGUAAGUAUAUGCAGCACAUGUGUUUGCUCUGACAUGCGGUCAGAGCGAGCACAUGUGCUGGGCAGCCUGAUCAGGUGCUCCCGAUCUGCCUCUAAUACACAGGUAGACCGUAGCACCAUUAACCCUGCGAUCGCCGCGAUAGCGGCGAUCCGGGGUUAAUUUUACCGCGUGACGGACAAGGUCCGUCACUCGUCAUUAAGGGUUUCCCCUGAGUGACGGACCUCAUCCGUCAUUCGUCCUGAAGGAGUUAAAGGGACACUAUAGUCAAGAGAACCAGUACAGCUCAUUGCAGUCGUUCUGGUAAGUAUAUUCAGUCACUGCAUGUUUUUUAAUGUAAACACUGCCUUUUCAGAGAUCACUCAUGAUAGCCUCCCAAAUGCUUUCCUAUGGGAAAGCAUUGGAUUGGUUGAGAUCGUUGUGAGAAAAUCAGCAUUUUCUAACUUUGUUCGUAUGAUAUUUCGGAUUUUUUGUUUAUAUUUAAUUUAUUUUUUCAGUAGUUUUCAAACUACCGAACGACCGACCACCCCUAUGGCUCAUUAUUACUAAAGGAAACCUUCAAUUAAGUGCUCUCUAUGUGAAGCCGCCGUUCGUAUAGCCAAAAGCCACUUGGAAGAGAAAACGGCGGCCAUCUUGUUUGCACGAAAGGAGGCAGCGGGACUUGGUCGUCGAGUGUCUGGAACUAAAAUCGGACACUCGACUUCCCGAAACACCGGUCAAAUUGACGAAUGCCUGCUUCCUUUUCCCGAACAGCUGGAAGAACGCUGUUCGGUAGUUUGGUUCCCACGAACCAGGGGAACAAUCGUUGCUAUGAGCCAGAGGGAUCCAUUUGUGCAUUUGUUUGGUUUUAUGACUUAACGAAAUAGACCGACUGCACAGCCUAAACACAUGGAACUGUUUAUGGGUAGGAUCCUCGUGUGCGGUCGGUCAAAGGGGACUUCCAUGAAAUUCGAAAACCCCUGAACCAAUCUGGAUGAUUUCUGGAUAUGUUGGUCACCCAGCUCGGGGCUUUCAGGGGAUGUGACAUUUGUGGUGGUCCUGUAUGUUUUCCAAGUAUUGUGAAAAUUGACCCAAUUAUCUCCAGGCAGAGAGGAGGGAAUUAACUGUUUGUACUAGGAGUGUCACUGUUUGUCCCUGUAUUGUUAUUGGUUGUACUAAGUUGUGUCCCUGUUUUCCACCAGGUCCAGGGGGUAUUCCUCUGGCCUGGAGAAUCGCAUGAAAGCCAGUGUGGCACAAUAAAAUUUCAUUCCUGUUACACCCUUCAUCAUGUUUCGGCUGAAGUUUGGGUACCUGAGUACUGCUUUGGGGAAAUUCUGCUUGGACGCUGCUUCUACUCUGGAAUAAUAGACAAAUGGAAAUCCGAAUCUAUAAUCACUCUUGCUCUUAGCCGUUCGGGUAAAAAACGAUGAAUCCCUAGCUACCACUUCAGGGUUUGUCACAAUCGUCAACUUUGAUGAUCUCAGCCAUGGAGGUGGAGCCAGUGUAGGUGAGUAAAAACACAUUUCCCAUGCUAGCGGAGGGGGACCAGUGACCUAAAUAGCUUAACACUAUAGUGUCAGGAAUACAUGUUUGUGGUCCUGGCACUAUAGUGUUCCUUUAAAUUAUGCAAAGAGCCCAGAAGGUGACAGAGCUGCUUUAAAUAUGGGUGUGUUUACUAGUGUUUGUUUAUAAGAUAUGUUUGUUAUAAUGCUAUAUACACUGAUCAGCAACAACAUUACAAUCACUGACAGGUCAAGGGAUGGAAUAUAUUAGGCAGUAAGUGAACAGAAUAGUCAGUCACAUAUAAGAUGUAGUUUAUUCAGUUUUAUGUGUGUGUGUGUUAGUGUAUUAGAUGUUGGCGUUUUGGUCCGGUGUGUGUGUGUGUUAGUGUAUUAGAUGUUGGCGUUUUGGUCCCGUGUGUGUUAGAGUAUUAGAUGUUUAUUCAGUUGUAUGUGUGUGUGUUAGUGUAUUAGAUGUUGUUUAUUCAGUUUUAUGUGUGUGUGUGUGUUAGUGUAUUAGAUGUUGUUUAUUCAGUUUUAUGUGUGUGUGUGUUAGUGUAUUAGAUGUUGGCGUUUUGGUCCCAUGUGUGUGUGUGUGUUAGAGUAUUAGACAUUUAUUCAGUUGUAUGUGUGUGUGUUAGUGUAUUAGAUGUUGGUUAUUCAGUUGUGUGUGUGUGUGUGUGUGUGUUAGUGUAUUUAAAGUUGGCUGUUCAGUCCUAUGUGUGUUUAUGUUAGUGUAUUAGAUGUUGGUUAUUCAAUCCUAUGUAUGUGUGUGUUAGUGUAUUAGAUGUUGGUUAUUCAGUUGUAUGUGUUUAAGUUAGUGUAUUAAAUGCUGGUUAUUCAGUUGUGUGUGUGUGUGUGAGAUGUUUUUUGUUAUAGAUGUUUGUUAUUUAGUUUCAUGUGUUUAUGUGAGUGUAUUAAAUGUUGGUUAUUCAGUUGUGUGUGUGUGUGUGAGAUGUUUGUUAUUCAGUUGUGUUUGUGUGUUCGUGUAUUAAAUGCUGGUUAUUUGGUCCUAUGCAUGUGUGUUAGUUUAUUAGAUGUUGGUUAUUCAGUUGUGUGUGUGUGUGUGUUUGUGUGUUAGUGUAUUAGAUUUUGGUUAUUCAGCUGUAUGUGUGUGUGUUAGUGUAUUAGAUGUUGGUUAUUCAGUUGUGUGUGUGUGUGUGUGUUAGUGUAUUAGAUGUUGGUUAUUUAGUCCUGUGUGUGUGUGUGUGUUAGUGUAUUAGAUGUUGGUUAUUCAGUUGUGUGUGUGUGUGUGUGUGUGUUAGUGUAUUAAAUGUCGGCUAUUUAGUCCUAUGUGUGUGUGUGUGUGUUAGUGUAUUAAAUGUCGGCUAUUUAGUCCUAUGUGUGUGUGUGUGUUAGUGUAUUAAAUGUCGGCUAUUUAGUCCUAUGUGUGUGUGUGUGUUAGUGUAUUAAAUGUCGGCUAUUUAGUCCUAUGUGUGUGUGUGUUAGUGUAUUAAAUGUCGGCUAUUUAGUCCUAUGUGUGUGUGUGUUAGUGUAUUAGAUCUUGGUUAUUCAGUUGUAUGUGUGUAUUAGUGUAUUACAUAUGGGUAUGUCUAUAUAUUAGCUCAGUGGUUGGUAGUUAAUAAGUACUUUAUUCCUCUGUUCACACAAGGUGACUCUGACUUUUCAUAGUGCAGUUCCGAUAUUUAAGGUGUUUGACUCUGCGUACAAGACUUGGAGCUCUCUACAUGUGUAUGUAUGAUCAUAUAGUUUUUCUUUUGGUUGUAUUUGUGUUUGCUUUGACUUUCUGCUGUAUAUUGAAAUAAUCUCUCCAGGUCUGUGUAGAAGCACAUAGUAUUCUCCUGUAUGUAUACCGCUAUGUUGGUGUUGAUAAAUAUGUAUAAUUCAUAUACAUACACACACACACAGACACACACACACAGUGUGUAUAUAUAUAUCAUUAUUAUUAUUAUUUUUAUGUAUUCUUUUAUUUUUUCUGGUACACGCCAUUCUGUAUAUUUUUGUAGCAUACUGUUAGUUUCUAUGCGGAGCAGGUCCAGAAUUCUAAUAUACAGAAUUGCGAUGUAAUCGGAAUGCUUUAACAUGUAUACAGAGCAUGUAUCUGUAUUGCUGAGUGAAUGCUGUGUCUGGGUGCCAUAUUCAGCAUGUUUUGCAGGGCUAGUCACUAGAGAGGGAAUUUUAAAAUGAAUUUCAAUAUUUAAAGAUAAAAUAGCCCGACUGGUUUAUCUUACAGUUCUAAAGUUUCCAGUCUCAAUAUUCUUUGAAUUCCUGACCAUUUUCACUUUAGUGAAUAAUCCUGUGUUUCUGCACAGACUGUUUAUGAACAUGUAUCUGUACAAAAGUCCUUUUUUGUGUGACUGAUUUAUGUGUAAAGAAUUCCUGUAUGCAGGAUAUCCGUGUAUGAAAUUCCUCCAUAGGUAUGUAUGUGUACUGCAUUCCUGAGUGUAGGACUGCAUACAGAUUUCAGUGUUCUGUGCGUGUGUCUGUUUUAUUGCUUAUCGUGUGAUAUCUGUGUAUUAUAUGUGGCUGGAAUUCUCUACACAUACAGGAAUUUUAUACACAUACACAAACACACAAAAACAAUCAGGGAUUUUAUCCACAGAUACACAUUCACAGGAAUUCUAUACACAGACAUACAUUCUGUCCACAGAUACACAUUCACAGGAAUUCUAUACACAGACAUACAUUCUGUCCACAGAUACACAUUCACAGGAAUUCUAUACACAGACAUACAUUCUGUCCACAGAUACACAUUCACAGGAAUUCUAUACACAGACAUACACUCUGUCCAGAUACACAUUCACAGGAAUUCUAUACACAGACAUACAUUCUGUCCACAGAUACACAUUCACAGGAAUUCUAUACACAGACAUACAUUCUGUCCACAGAUACACAUUCACAGGAAUUCUAUACACAGACAUACAUUCUGUGCACAGAUACACAUUCACAGGAAUUCUGUACACAGACAUACAUUCUGUCCACAGAUACACAUUCACAGGAAUUCUAUACACAGACAUACAUUCUGUCCACAGAUACAGGCAUGCUGUACACAAAAUCGCAUACAUUUGUAAAACUAAAUGCAUGCAUGCUUUACUCUGAUUUUUGACUCUGCACAGUGCCUAUAAUACAUGCAGCCUCCACACUCAGCACAGAACCUAUAGUGCAUGCAGCAUCUACACCAAGGGUAUCCAAAAUAUAUGUAGAUCCCCAGAUGUUUUAAAACUACAACUUCCAUGAUGCCUUGUAAUUAUAAAGGCAUGCAAAGAGACACAAAGCAUCAUGGGAGUUGUAAUUCCAUGGGACAUGCACCUCCACACUGCAUACAGCCUCCAAACUAUGUGCAAUACCAAUAGUGUAUCCAGCCUCCACACUCCGCGCAGCAUGCAUAGUGCAUGUACUAUUAUAAUACCCAUACUGCAUGCAGCUUCCACUCUGCACACAAUGCUCAUAGUGCAUGGAGUCGUCACACUCUGCGUAGCACCCACAGUGCACUACAACCACACCCAGAUUCAUACAUACACCCACUCAUAUUCAUAUAUCUGGUCAAACAUGGAUACAUACACUCACAGACAGACACACUGACAAACAUCCACACAAAGACAAAAACUGUACCUCCAACAUUUCAAAUGUACAAAGAGGGACACUUUAAUUUAAGUGGUGUAAGUGGGGUUGUAUCCAAGGGGGAGCUGUUCUGAGAACUUUUAGGUGACUUCCCAAUAACUAAAAUGUAAAUUAGAACAAGAACAAUGCAUUUUAUUUACACAGACUGAUUUCUAAACACAUUUAUUGCUGUGGAGUUCUGUUAUACAUUCAGACACACCAACAAUAUGGAGCUCCUGGAAAUGAGGGACACUGAUAGAAAAGAGGGACAGAGGGAUUUGGGCCCAAAAAGGGAUUGCUCCUACUAAAUAGGACACUUGGGAGGUAUGAUGGCUACAGGCUUUUGGCCAGACAUAAAUGCCCGUGACUUCUUAGGGGGAGCAUUUGCCCUAAUGGUUCCCUCUGGAUCUGUCACUGUAGUGCAUGCGAUUUCCACUGUCCGCACACACUCUCUGCAGCAGCCAGUACAGUACCUAUAGUACAGCCUCCAGUUGUUGUACGACGUUACUAUCCAUACUGUAUGCAGCUCUCUUACCAACAUUCUGUUCCAAUUUAUCUUCUGCACUUGACACAUUGGAAUAAAAUGCUGCAGCUUUGACAUAGGCUAACAUUUUGUAUUUUUUAGGAUUCUAGAGAAAGGGGUUAAUACAAGAGCCUGUUGCAUAAGAUGUAUUCAUGUAGCAUUUUUGGACAGAACUCAAUGAGCACUUGUUGACUUUGGUCAAGGUCACUGGCCUAAAAGUCCCCGACACGUAUUGACAACAACAAGAGAUGACAGCAGAGGGAGCUCUAGAGCCGCAUUUGUGGUAAUCGUACACAUUUUUAGAAAAACGGACACACAGCUCAAUUAGUAUAGAGGCAGAUACAGUGCAGGGAGAGGAUGUGGUGUGUUGCUGCAGAAUGUACGUUCCAGAGUUACAGCGGAAGGAAUGAUGGUGGCACUAACAGGAAAAUGGAAACCGGUUUCACAAAGCUUACUCGCUUAACAAUCAAUACUAAGCUAACGUAGAAUUAAAGAAUAUUCUUGUACUAACAAGGGCAAGCCUUACAUAAAAAGGAAAUUUAGGCCCCACGCAUCAAAAACAAACAAACAAACAAUGUAUAGUAACUGAGAAAUUCUACCUUAACAAAUACUUAGUGAUUUUUCAACUAUAAUGAUCUCAUGUUUCAGUUGGUAAAUAGCAGCUGUUUCAAAAACAGCACAUUUUCCAUCCAUUACGGAAAUUAUCACGGCGCCACGACCCUCCUCUCUUGGUUUGUAACAAACAUGAGAGGGAUGAAUUCAUGACAAUUUCACAUAGUAGCUGCUGCCUGGUGGUGUAAGCCCGUCGGUUCUCAGACAGGCUGCAAUAUGAAUAUAUAAGUUCUACAGAAUGUUUAAAGAAUUUGUUUGUUGGUUCCUUAUCCAAGUAUAAUUAUUGAAGUGUUUACCAGGUGCACAAUGCCAUUGAGGGAAGUAUAAAUACAGUUAACUCCGCUGCCCUUCUAUGUUCAUCUCCCAUGAUGCACCGGUUGUGCUCAUCCACUCUUUGGCCUCUACAGAACAUUAUCCUAUACAGUUUAUUAUGACGUCUAAUGUCUCCGGUACCCCUCAAUGGCAUUAGCCUCUGUGAUGAGUGAAUAUUUAGCUCUGACGAGUAGACGUGUGACAUGACGUGGAACCACCGCGUCCUGCUUUCUGUGUGACAUCAUUGGUUCCCUGUAAGACACUGUUUGGCAGACACUGCGCAGUAUCAGGAAACCUAAUGUCAGCAGAUUAGUUAGAUUAUACUCCCAGGUCUCAGCUGCCACCAUUUCCAUUUUGUACCUCUUCCCAUAAUGAUAUUGGAGUUGAAUAGCUAAAAACACCACAACUCCCAUCAAACUAGAGCAGAAGAGGAGAUGUAUGUUGCAUUUUUCUCCCUAAUUCACUGACACCCCGCUAUUUGUGCACAAUGUGGUGACAAGUACAUUUUAGGACGGAUUAUGUCAGUACUUGAAUAAAGGGAUUUCACUAUUCAAUAGUAUUGUCUGUAUUUAUAUCUUACUUUUUUGUGCUACAUGGGUUUAUUUUUAUUUUUUUUAAGAGAGAGAGGUGGUUUAUUGUAAAUCAAAAUAGUAAAAAAAUUUCUACUACUCAGAUAUUUUUCCAGCUCAACUACUUUGACGUACAAUUUGCCAUUCCCAUUGUUAGUUCUCUAAAAUGCAUUUUAAGUGAAUAACACCACUGUCUCCUGACUUCAACACCUUUCAUAAUGUUAUGUAAUUUACCUAUUGUUUGCUAAAUGUUUUGUCACUUCGUAAAAUCAGCUUUAUCACAAAUAAGCAUUGCAAUGUUAGCAUCUACCAUCCUUAUCUACAUUUUAUCUUUUCUAUGUGUGCAUCAACAGGUAUCCCAUAACAUCUCAUGGCAUCGGAAAACCAACACUUAGACGUCUGUCCUUCGGUCACUGAUGGUCCAGUUGUCAUGAAUCAGGCUGACACUGAAUCCUCCCAUAACAUGCAAGGUCCCCAAGUAUGCAGUGAAGAUUCUAGUCUGAAGCUCUCCAACUACUGCACUGCAGAUAGUGAACACCAGGGGGCAGCAGAACAUCUCUUACCAACACAGAAGGAAAGUAGUGUAGAGGAACCUGUAUUAAAUAGCAAUGAACGAGUAAAAAGAGAGGAGGGGGAUAAUAAUAAGGAGCAGAUAGCAGGACUGGAGGUAAAUAGUGAGAAGCAGAGAAUAGAACAGGAGGAAGGAACCAGCAAUAAGCAGGAAACAAUUGGGGCUGACACAAGUGGCAACAAUCAGGAAGUAAUCCAGGUUGAGGCAAGAACUCAGGGUCAGGAUGGGACAAGUGACCAGAAUAGUGAGUGGGCUACUGGACCAGAUCAGGAUGGGGCAACAGGUGAGAUACAUGAAACAGGCCAUGGUGAGCAAAUUGCUAUUAAAGAGCAGGAGAAGGCAAAGUUAGAGAACCAGGAGGGGAUACGUAGAGAGGAACAUGCAACAGACACGCAGGAGACAGGUACAUUUGACAGUGAACCUGAGCAGGUGAAGAUACGUGGAGAGGGACCAGACGUAGGGGGAGAUGGGGCAAGGAGUGUAGAAACAAGAGAGGGAGAGACCGAGGCUGUAAAACUUGCCUCAGAAGAAGGAGAGAAGCCAAAAGAAAAUGGUCAAGGGAUGGGGGAGCCUGGUGGACAUGGCGGAUCCUGUGACAUAGAGAUGGAGGGAAAACGAACAGAAUUAUCGCCGGCAGAAGCAAAUGGUGAGCAUACAGAGCAACAAAUAAUUACAGAUAUAUUAGAAACGGCAACAGGAGACCAAAGGGAAUGCCUGGAUCAGAAUGUUAGAAGGGGAGGUAGCGACGCACAGCUGACAGGAGACACAGGAGAAGGGAAAGACGGCCAGACUAUAGGAACCUUUGAGGAUGUACCUGGUACCUGUGUAAAGGAAACAGGGGCACAGAUGAAAGAAGUAGAGGUAAAUGAGGCAGAAGAGGGGAGAGUUCCAGGUGAACAUGGGACAAGUGAAGACGUUUGCUCAGAAGCCCAAGUGACAGCGGGAAUGAUAGGUGCUGACAUACAGGUGACAGCCGAGGAGACAGGUGAAAAGGUGACAGCACAGGGUACAGCUGCAGACGGAUAUGUGAUAGGAAAGCAUAUACAGUUGGCAGAAGAAGAGACAGUUACAAGUAUACCUGUAACAGGAGAAAGGAUAGAUACAGAAACCCAUGCAGAUGUGCAAGUGACAGGUACAGUUAUACAGCCGACAGGUGACAACUCAGCUGUAAUAGAAGACAUAAGCUCCUCAGGUAACCAGACACAGGAGUUGUCAUUUGCAAGCACUCAGGGUGCUGUUGAGGAAUUUACAGGUGCACAGAAAACAAACAUAGAAGUAAAGGUAGACAUAGCAGGUGAGUUUGGAACAGGUGGACAGGUGAGUACUUCAGGUGAGAAAGCAGAAAGGGAGGUGACACCUGAUUCUGUCCCUGGCUGGGAGGGGACAGAAGGGACAGACCGCCCAGCAGCAUGCUGGGAGAAGGAGUGUCCGUCUCUUACCGGGAGAGAGGAGAAGGUAGACACUGCUGGGCAGGGAGAAACUCAAGAAGAGAAAGCAACUGAGAAGGAACUGAGCUGCAAGACAGCAGCAAUGAAAGACAGGGAAUUUGUAGAAGUGGGGGAGAUUCCCCCGGCCGAGACCCCCAUUGAAAGGGAAAUUCGACUGACCAUGGAAAGGGAGAAUGUUCUGCGCCAGGAAAGGGGCAUCAGCUCGCCUGUGGGACAGUCUGAGUUUGUGGAAGUGCGAAGGAGGACAUUAUCAGUGGAGGUAGGACUACCUGCUGGCAAGGAGCGUCAGCUGGCAGGCGCCCAGAUGCAGAGGGACAUCCAGCAGGAGACACGCAGGGAGCAGGACCUGGUGGAGCUGGGCAAGGUGAUGGGCACUUAUGACCGUGGACCUCAGCAGGAGCUGCAGGAAAGAAAGCAGCUCUUUGAAAACUUUGCAACAGGUGAGCACUUAACUUCUAGUUUUCUCCUAGCCCAAACUUUCCUGCUCUUCACCUCUGCCAGUCAUCUGACUACCAAACAGGGACGAUGACUUCAUCUCCUGUAGUCGCAUUACGAGAUUAUCCGACUAUUCUCCUGUCUCCAGGGCAAUGAGAUAAGAAGCCAUUCAUGCAUAGAAUGAAUAUACCACCUUCAAAAGCAUUACAAAACCUAUUCCUAUUUUUUAAUUCACUAAAUUUUGAUUUGGUUUUAUGUUUAACACAUUUCACUGCUAUUGAAUAAACUCUUUUAAAUAAAAAAUAUAUAUAUAUUUUAAAAAACAGAUUCCUUACUCCCGCCCCAAUAAAAGAUUAUAGCUAACAUUAGCUUGCAUUAACCCCUUAAGGACACAUGACAUGUGUGACAUGUCAUGAUUCCCUUUUAUUCCAGAAGUUUGGUCCUUAAGGGGUUAAACAUCCACAAAUCGACAAGCAGGGGACAUUGCAAACAAAUUAACCAUGUGACGAUGUGAUCUUACCUAAUGGGUGAUCCAUGACGCAACCUGUUUUUAACCUGUUAUGAACCAAACCCUAUCUGUCCCCAGUCCACCCAUCAUGUGCUUGUUGUUUGCCUGGACUCCCAGGGGAGCAGUGUGUGUGUUGACAUGUGCUGCAAUCAGUGGCACGUCCUACACUGCUCUCUGCAUUGCCUAAUACUGAGUUAAACUACUGGGCCCUUUAUCCUCCCUCAUUUAUCCUUUCACCACCUCCUCUCUCAGCUGGGAGAAACCAGGCUGCCUGCACACCUCUUCCUUAUUACAUCCAAUAUCAUUGUGACUCUCCUCUCAUUUUCUGCAGGGUCUCUCCUAUAAUAUGUGGUCAUCUGCUAAAUGGGAAAAAAAUAACAUAGAUCCAAUGGGAAACAUCGCAUGGUGUAAAGGGUAAAAGUAUGAUAUUGGCUGUUAUAGUGGGGAAACAGGAUAAUAUGUUAGGGAAUAGCAUAGAGCAGGUGUGGGCAAAAUGUAGCCCUCCCUUGUCACCGAACUACAACCCCAUAAUACUUUGCCUGUUUACAGUCUAGUAUACUUACUACGAAGUAUAUUAACCUACAAGAAUAACUGCAUAAAGUUGAUCAAAGAAGGAAAAAUGCACAAUUAUCGAGGUGGCGGAUGGGAUAUAAUUCUGACUGAAAAGUAACAUAGGAUUGGGAUGUAGGACACGGCGGGGGGUAACAUAUAAUUUAUUAGGGGAGGGAAAGCACAGGAUUUAUUGGAGGGUGAGUAUAGGUGAGUAUUUAUUAAAGGGUGAGAUAGGUCAGUAUUUAUUAAAAAGAGUGGAAUAGUACCGGGUUUAUUAUAGGAUGAUUUGUGAAAUAGCACAGGAUUUAUUGGAGGGUGAAAUAGGUCAGUAUUUAUUAAGUGAUGAUUUAUUAAAUUAUCAAAUAGCACAAGAUUUAAUAAAGGGGUAAAAUAGUAUAAAAUGUAUUAAAUUGUGAAAUGCCAUAGCAGUAAAAGCGUGAAGUACAUAUAAAGGCUGGGCCUGCUUAGGUUUAUCCAGGGCCAGAUUAAGAGCCCAUUGGGCCUGGUGCUGGUGAUAAGCCUAAUUACAGAAUCUUAUCGACAGAAAACACUAAAACAGUUAUACCUCCCAAGCGUCAUGUAUCUGGUGGAUGUUGUGCUGGAGGGAAACUCACAGGAUAUAGCUAUACGUAAACACAUAAUAUCACUAAUAUCUCAACCAAAUCCAUACCCUCUAACAGCGGCAUCCCGUGAAGCAGCAUGUUGUUGGGUGGGGUAAAAUGGUGGCCCACUGCCACGUAAACAGCAAUGCCCAAAGGGUUGGAUCUGCCCAGAAAUAAUUGGAAGGUUAGCCCGGCGUGAAUACAUGCCAGUCUGCCCGCCAAUCAUGCAGGCUGUCCAACUAAGGGCAUACUAUGCAGACAACACCCUGAGAUUGGCGCAAAUGCAUCCAAUAAGUGGCGUAGCUAGAGCUUUUGCCGCCCGGGGCUGUCCCUGAGCUUGCCGCCCCUAUCUCGACCCAAAUACAAAAUCUUUUCCAUCACAAAAGAUUUUUUCAUUGAAAAAGUUCCAAUACAAUUGUCAGUUUCACCAAUAAAGUGGCAAUGUAGAAUUAUUGGUGAAACUAACAGUUGUAUUGGCACUUAUUGAAGAGGGCUUCUGUGAGUGCAUGGAGAGAGGGGGGCUGUGCAAGGGAGGGAGGGGGACUGUGCGGGGGCGGGAGGGGGACUGUGCGGGGGCGGGAGGGGACUGUGCGCGGGGCGGGGGGAGGGGGACUGUGAGGGUGCAGAGAGAAAGGGGGUCUGCGCAGAGAGAAAGGGGGAGAGAGGAUCUGUGAGGAUGCUGGGAGGGAGGGUGUCUGUGGGUGCAUGGAGAGAGGUGAUCUGUGCAGGGGAUGGGGAGGAGAUGUGAGGGUGCUUGGAGAAAGGGAGUCUGUGAGGGGGGAAGCCUGUUCAGGUAGGGAGGGGGUCUGUAAAGAUUUAAAGGGGGGACUAUGCAGGGAGGGAGAUAGGGUAUCUGUGAGAGUAGGGUGGUCUGUUCAGGGAGGGAGAGGGUCUGUGAAGGGAGGGGGUCUGAGCAGAAAGAGAGAGGGUUUGUGAAAGGAGAGUGGAACUGUGAAGGCAGGGGGGACUGCAGGGAAGGAGAGAGGGGAUCUGUGAAGGUGGGGGGGACUGUGUAGGGAUGGAGAGGGUCUGUGAAGAAAGGGGGGCUGAACAAGUAGGGAGAGGGUCUGUGAAGGGAGGGGGUCUGAGCAGGGAGAUAGAGGGUCUGUGAAGGGAGGGAGUCUGAGCAGGGAGAGAGAGGGUCUGUGAUAGGAUAGUGGAACUGUGAAGGUGGGAGUACUGUGCAGGGAGGGAGAGGGUCUGUGAAGAAAGGAGGUGCUGAGCAGAGAGAGGGUCUGUGAAGGGAGGGGGGCUGUGCAGAGAGGUAGAUGGUCUGUGAAGGGUGGGGGGCUGAGCAAGAAGGGAGGGAGGGGUGGCUGUACAGGUGAGAGCAUACCUGCCAGACAGCUCUCCAUCUUCUCUCUCCUAGGACAGGAGGCACAGGAAGCGACCUAAUUUCCCAUCCCUCCUGCCCUCUUCCCUUCAUACUGAGCCCUGCAUGGAGGAGACCUGGCAAGCAGAGCAGACUCGCUGCCAGGUCUCACUCAGGAGGAAUUAUUUUUCUGUCUGGAACUUGCCGUCCCCAAAUAAUCUAAUGAUGUGCUCGCUCUAAGCUUUCUGGGGACUGUUCCCUAACACUCACUGGUCCACCCCUCUUCUAACCUUCUUACUAGCAGGCAGAUGCACCUGGUAUACAGAAAAAACAGAAACAUUUGGGAUAUGGCUGUAAAAUUUAAAAAUAAGGAACAAAAAAAAAUAUAUAGUGUAAUACAAUUUGGUAAGCAACUAUGCGCUUAAUGAAAUGCACUCACAGGAUAAGAAUGGUAAUUGCGCUCAAGGGUGCCUCCCCCGAUGUUGUUGGGGGGCUCUCUUUUUUCCUCCUGUUGAUCUGAUAGGGUGGAUGUAAAACAGGACUUCAGUAGGUAGUAAAAAAAAAGGUCAGCAGCUUUACUGGAAGAUGAACAAUCACCCAUAAAUAAUAAAAUAUAAACAGCAAAGGUCCUACGCGUUUCGUUCCCAGUACUGGAACUUCCUCAGGGACCAUACAAGUUAAAAUCAAAUACAAAUCCUGGUAUACAGUCUGGGACAGAGAAAAUGUGGAUGUAGUGAGUGUAGAAGAAGGGACAUACCACAGUGUUGGCACGCAAAGUCAGACUUACAUUGUCAGCCAGGCCACACGUUUUGUUCCUCUACAUGUCUCCUAUGUUCCCGUACUUCUUUGCCUCUGCACAAAGCAAAAGCAUGUAAAGAGUAGUUUAAAAAAAAAAAAAAAAAAAGGCGCUGGAUUUAUCAACAAAAUAUUUUAGUAGAACAUUUUUUUCCAGAUCAGCUUUUUAGCUUGAAUUUUCCACUCAGUUUUAAUGUUUCCACUCAGUUUGAAUUUAAAGUUUAGUAAAUAAGCACCCUGAGUGAUAAACAGGCGUUGUGUUUGGAUGUAAACACACUAGUAAGAACAAGGCUACAGAGAAGGUGUGCCUCGUGUUAAAGUACUUAAUUCUGCCUGUGAAUUCUAGAUUGCGAAAAGGCAUAGAAUGUUAAGUACUAAACAGAGCUAUGGGAUCAAUUAACAACUGAAUAUUUAAAUUAAGUCUGAAGUAGCCAAGUUGUGUGCCUAUUAAUUAUUUAUUAUCGGUUUGGGAGGUCACUCACUUAAAUGGAAAUUGUGGAAAAUUGAAAAGGGAAUUGGAAAUAGACCAGGCUAGCUGAGCUGGAUAAUUUUUAAGUGCAACUAUUCUGGCCUAGUUUUUGUAGUCUGGUUUUCCUUUAAUUUUAAGCUAUCACAGGCCGUUUAAAAAAUUGCUAGAUAUAUAGCAAAAGACAGACAAGUCUCACAGGAUAGAUGGAUGGAUGGGUGGGUCUGUUGGUGCGUGGGUGGGUGAAUGCCGACAGUGUUUUCACAACUAACAUUUGGGACAAGCACGUGUAAACAUUAAACAUGCAAUAAUAUAAUAUAUAAAAGUGCCAUUUGUAUUCAUGGAUAUUUACCUGUAUUGGCCGAGUUGUUUCUAAGCUAGAAAUUUAAGCUCAUUGAGCAGGGCCCUCAACCCCUCUGUUCCUGUGUGUCCAACUUGUCUGGUUACAACUACAUGUCUGUUCGUCCACCCAUUGUAAAGCGCUACGGAAUUUUUUGGCCGCUAUAUAAGUAAUAACAUAAUAAUAAUAAUUUAGUCUAUUGCAGUGACCUAAAAGUGAUACUGCCAACAAUUCAAGGUUUAGUGAAUAAGACCUGUGUGUCUUGUCCAUUUCAAUUCAUUUGGAAAAGGAAGAUAUUUAUCCAAGAUUGAAUGAUACGGCUCAUUUUGUGCAAAGGAGUAGGGUUCUCUCAAGUACUUAAUGUUUAUUUUAUACUAGAGAAUUUCCUGCAAUAUUUAUUUAAAAUCCAACCACUGCCCUUUCUAAACAUACUCAGUGUGCAAACUCCUCAUUGGUUUCUGGAGCAGUCAUUCAUUAUCUAAAAAACUCUUCCAACCCAGGCUCCUGUCCGCAGCGGGAUAAAAUGGAAAAUAAUGAGGCUCGAAUCAAUAUGUGACACAAGUUCUCAGUCUUUAUUCAAUAAACAUCAAAUUAUUGUGAAAAGUAAAUUGAAAACCAAGUUGCAACGUUCAGGCUUACACAGCCGGUGGUUAAUGCAGAGUUGAAAUUUGUUUCCAAAUUAAAUAUUUUUUUGCAUUUCAGUUUAUAAUUCAAGCCUGUUUGAUGUUUAGUAAAUAAACCCCUUAGCUUUGCCCUAACGAUCCAUUGUACGUGCAAUGGAUAUCUUGAUGGGAUACCUGUGCUAAAGCAGAAGUUGCAUUAUUUGAGGAAGAAUUGUUUAGGGGUGCCCAAAAGGUAAAUCCCAGGUGUUUUGAAACUACAGCUUCCAUGAUACUUUGUAAUUCUAAGAGCAUGCAAAGCAUCAUGGAAGUUGUAGUUAUACAACAUCUGGGGAGCUACCAUUUGGGCACCCCUAGUUUAGAGGAACCCCCCCUCACAACCCCCAGUGCAAUAAAAUGUAAUAAAAUAAAGAUUUACUUAAGUUUUUCCAGUGCCACGACUCCAUUAGAGCUGUUUACCUCUCUGCCUCCCGGCAAAGUCGUGGCGUGGUCCCAAUAUGUGCUCCUCAUAAGAGUUUUACAUUGCAGGGUUAAGAGGAAAGGGACACUGCACCCAGACCACUUCAUUGAGAUGGGGUGGUCUUGGGAACUAUAGUGUUCUUUUAAAAUGAUGUUGUUUCUAAAGCUAAAAAUUAUCAUAAAGAUUUUCUCUUUGCCUCUCCACUGGCACAGUAUAUACUUACAGAAGAGCCAAUGAGCCAACGCUUUUCUCAGCAACCUGUGUCACCUCUUGGAAAUGGCAAAUUGUUGGCUAAAGCCACCAAAUUGUCUAGGAAGGCUGUAAAGCUGGAUAUCAUGCCCUUGUGUUGUUUGUAAUGUCUUGUACCUAGUAUUUUAUUAAUUGCCUGAAGCUUACAGGUUCAGCUCAUGUCUAUUACUAUGAAACCACAAGCCAUCAAUUAACGAUUAACUAACACCUUGUGCCCCAUUGUUUCUUUGUUUCUACAUAGUUCCCUCGGAACCUCCCUCCUCAAAGAGACAAAGCACAUCUUCACAGAUUGUGGUUGCCGAGGUUCCUAUGUCUGUGGCCCCUGCAAUAUUCAACAAUGUGGCUCCAAGUGCUCCGAAUGCUGGUGUUAAGAAAGGACCCUCCUUUACAGAAGCCAAUGGAAGUAACAUUAUCCUAAUAGAACACAGCUCGAUUCUCCAAAGGUCUGCCCCAGUAAACUACUCAGCCGCAUCUGCCCCCGCGGACCUUCCUCGCCCAGCAGAUGUUCCUCGCCUCGCGGAUCUUCCUCGCCCUGCCAAGUCAGAUUCUCCCCAGCCUGCUCCUGGAAGCCCUUAUCAAAUAUUGCUCUCCCCCAGCCCUCGCUCGCUGCUGGAGAAGGAGAUUGAAGAGGUGAAGGAAAGAGAGAGGGAACUCAGGAGGCAGAGGAGCAGUGUGUAUGGCAGAGAUGAGAUUCUGUUGGAUGACACCAAACAGAAAUCUGACGACAGAGGGGAAGUCCUUAGUGGGAUCUACCAACCAGGUGAGAACAAGACAUUGCCCAUUGCAGUACGGGCAUGGAGCUCAAAUUCUUGUAAGCUUUACUAGAUGGUUAACUGAAGCUCAAUUUGUUGGGGGCAGCCAAGGUAGACACAUGCUCAGAGUUAGUCACUAAGAAAUGAAGAAUUGCUAUGAAUUCACACAGAAAUUGCAAAUUUAAAAUAAUUGAGCUGAAAAAAUAUGCAGAAUAUUUUUCCCUAUUUGAGCAUUCUAGCCCAAAAUGGCCAAUUCCUAUGUGAAUCCCCUACAAUUCAUGGUCUAGUGGAUAAUGUCUAGUUUUUUCAUUAAACUGCAAACUGUAUAGGUUAUUUACUAAAUCGUGACAUGUUAGGAAUUCAGCAGGCAAUAGAAGAUAUUGGGUCAUAAUAUACAAAUCUCCAAGCAUUAUAGGGACACUAUAAGCACCAAAAGAAUUUUAGCUUAAUGAAGCCCUAGUCACACCUCUGUGCAUGUGACUUGCACAGCCUUCCUUAACACUUCCUUUAAAGUGAGAUCUAAUGUUUAAACUUCCAUUAUUGCACAUUGUGUAAAUUAGAAUUUCUUAUUUCCUGCUCUGUUAAUAGCCUUCCGUACCCUGCAGGAGCUUCUGUGUGUGAUUAAAGUUCAGUUUACUGAGCAGGAGAUACAAACUUCUAAAGCAAGUUAACAUCUUAUUGAAAAUUAAACCUUUUUUUCAUGCAGGCUGUGUCCCUCACAGCCAGGGGAGGUGUAGCUAGGGCUGCAUAAACUUAGUGAUUUAACUCCUAAAUGGGAGGUAAUUGAGCAGUGAGACUGCAGGGGCAUGAUCUAUACACCAAAACAGCUUCAUUAAAUGAAAGUUGUUUUGAUCUCUAUAGUAGCACUUUAAUAAAGUUGUAGUAAAAGCAAAAAGUGUUAAAAAUUCCAUACAGAUUUAAGUAAAUAAAAAAAAUCACCCACACAUCCCAAUACAAACCGUUGCCAUAAAUUAACAUUCAAUGUCUUUAAAAAUAUGACUGAAUUUCUGUUUUUCAUUGUUAAUUAACAAUUAAAAGACAUCAUUAAAUAAUAAGGUUUAACAUUAAAAAUGUAUGUGAGUUUGAAUGCACCCCAUUUUUAGAAAGUUUAAAAUCAUCCGAUAAGAUACCUAGCAGAUAUUACACAACACAGCGUCAUACCUUUUACUAUAUAACAAACCUUUACAUUAUUUGUAACUUGAAAUAGAACCUAUAAUUCACAUUUUAUACAAUAUCAUAUAUAGUUACAUAGUUACAUAGGCUGUAAAGAGAAGUGUCCAUCAAGUUCAGCCUGCCUCACAUUUGUUUUUUUGAUGUUGAUCCAAAAGAAGGAAAAAAACUGUUUGAAUCACUUCCAAUUUUGCAACAAACUAGGAAAAAAUCCUUCUUGACCCCAGGUUGGCAGUCAGAUUUAUCCUUGGAUCAAGAAGCUAUUACCCUACAGUUGAAUAAUAAUAUAAUUGAAUAUUAUGUUUUUGCAAGUAUGCAUCUAGUUGUUGUUUAAACAUCUGUGCAGACUCUGAUAAAACCACUUCUUCAGGCAAGAAUUCCACAUCCUUAGUAUUCUUACGGUAUAAAACCUUUUCCUUUGCCUUAGACUAAAUCUCCUUUCUUCCAGUCUAAACAUGUGACCUCGUGUCUACUGUAUAAUCUUGUUUGUGAAUAGAUUUCCAGACAAUGGUUUGCAUUGGCCCCUCUAGAUAUGUAUAUAAAAGGGACACCAUCACUUUUCUGGAAAUCAAGCAACUGAAUAAAACAAUAAAAAUUACCAAUAAUGUUUUUUUUUCAUGUGACGCUCCAUUUUCUUUUAAAUUUAUAUCAAAGAUUUAGCAAAUGACCCUAAUACAGUCAGGGCAAACACUGCAAACGAGGAAGAGUAAAAGAAAACUAGGAGAUUAUGUAUAAAAAUUGUCACAUUGACUUUUGCGCCAGUUUUUGUGCGAAUGCACAAUUUUAUGUACAAAACUGUCAUUCCACUUUUGUACAUCGGAUAUUUUUUGUUAAGCACCAAAGUAACCUGUCCUAUCAACAUUUUUUAUUCUGCUUUUUAAUAUACUGCUUCUUUUUUUUUUUUUCUGAUGAUUAUACCACUGAUUACAUUUACAAAAUAAGACAAUGCUAGCAUAAAAUAUAUGCAACAAAAACAGAGAAUAUGAGAACGAACAAAAUCUGAGAGAAACUCCGUAGCUUGCCCUUUCGGUAAAUCCCUGCUCAGGUCUCAAAAUAGUUUUUGCUCACUUGUGCUAUUACAGAGAGAACCAUAGCAAGGUAUAUCGGACUAAUCCCACCCAUAAGGGCAAUCCAGACCUGAAAUGCCUUUAGGUUCUCUCUGCACGAGAGGUACAGCAACCCCGGACAAUUAUUUCGGCCUUCUUUGGGCCUCGUCAGCGAAAUAUAUCUGAUAUCCCUUUAGGCACAGCGAGCACGGGAUCCACGUCUGGACUACAUCAUUCAUAGUUUGAACGACUUCUUUAUUUCUUAAGCUAAAAGUAAGAUUGUGAAAGCUGUUUACCCAUCUCAGAAAACUGCUAACAGGGUGUUAAAAAAUUACUGCAAAAAAAAUGCACACCUCAUUUUACACUAAAAGUGCACCUCAAUUUUAUAUUGAGUUUGUGACCCAAUAUUGAACAGGAAGACAAAAUUAUAUAAAUAAUAGUAAGGAUUAGCGUAGUGCAAACAAGGGAAUAAAUAGGAGAAAAUAGAAAAAAACACCCAAGAUAUAGCUUAAAAUGUUUACGCUGGACUUUUUAUACCUAAUCCCUUUGUUUAAAUUCUCCUUUUCUCUGUGCUAACUGCCAGGCAGAGGGCAGAAGGACAGGGCUUAUAACAAUGAUUAACAGGGAGCAAAGAUGGGGGCAACCAGUUGCAGGAAAGGGAGGUGUUCAUUUCUUCAUUUAAUUGUUAUUUUUCACUCCUUACAAAUACAUAUGUGUUAUAUGUAAGAAUGAGUAAACAUAAUAUUAAAAUUCCUGUGGGUGACAGAUACUUUGAGUAUUUUCAUAUCAGUGUGUGGGAAAUAAAGGACAUAUAGAUAUCAGCUAGAGCAGACUCCCCCAAACUCCAGCCCUCUAGAUGUUGCUGAACUACAACUCCCAUGAUUCUCAGGCUCUUUCAUUCAUAGAAUCAUGGGAGUUGUAGUUCAGCAACAUCUGGAGGGCUGGAGUUUGAGGAAACCUGAGCUAGUGUUAUGAUUGUAAAUAUUGCAUCAUCACGCGUAGAAUGAUGACACUGCAUGCUGCUAAUGCAUGAAUGCAGGACAUUUUCUGGGGUGGGAGGGGGGUAAGGGGUGGAGGGGGCAUAAUUGUAAUGACAUCCAUGCUUGGUCCCUUUUUGACAGUGUCAUGAAAGGGAAGGGGCAUAGUCAUUAUCACAUAAAGCCAGGGUGAAUAGUAUUUUCACAACUAUGGUGUCAGGAAUACAUGUUUGUAUUUCUGACACUUAAGCAAAUUAAAGGAACAUUCUGGUCACCAUAACAACUUCAUCUAAAUGAAAAUGCUAUGAUGCCAGGAAGCCACUGGGUGAUCACUUUCCUUUAAGGGGUUAAACCGCUCUCUAAUGGUUUAAUCACAAAGGCUUCCUCCAGCUCCAGAUCUCCAGGUCACUCAGUGGUAUUCGGCUUCUGAAACGGAGUGUCAGGAAGUGCAGAUUGACGUCAGGCAUGGGUGCAGCUGAUUGGCUAGAGUGGUCAGUGGACGCUCUAAGCCAAUCGCUAGUUUUACUUUUUUAUGAAUGGGGAGCUAUUGAUUGGCUUAGAGUGCCAGCUGACCGCUCUAGCCAAUCAGUGGCACCCCUACCCAGCAGCACUCUGUGCUUCCUGACACUCAGUAAAUAAAAAUGAACACAUUAACAUUGAUAUUUUUUUUUACCUGGGGAGAUGAGAAGGUCCAAAGUUUCCCUGCCAGGCCCAGGUACCAAAGCCUUAUGAUGUGGUGUCCAGAAUGAAGUGGAGGGUUCAAACAACUUGCCCUUCCUGCUUCAAUCUCCUUUUCUUCUCCUUCAUUUGACUCAGUCUUCUUAUUAUUCUGACACUGUCUUCUCUCCUCCUUGGCUCCUUCUGCUCCUUUACCUUUCUGUUUCUUUUGUGCCCUUCUGCUCCUUUCUCCUUUUGAUCCCUUUCUGCUCCUUCUCCUACUUUACCUUUCUGCUCCUGGCUGUCUCUUCCUCUUCCUUUCUACUCCUUCUAGAUGGGCCGAAUGGUUCUUAUCUGCCGUCACAUUCUAUGUUUCUUUGUUUCUCCUACUUUACCUUUGCGCUCCUUCUGCCCCUUCCACCUCCUUGCUACCCUUUUCUGCUCCUUCUCCUACUUUACCUUUGUGCUCCUUCUGAUUCUUUCUGCUCCUUUACCUUUGUGCUCCUUCUGUCCCUUCCUGCCCAUUUCUGCUCUUUGCAGACCCUUCCUGCUCCUUGCUGCCCCUUGCUGCUAAUUUCUCCUUCUUCACAAUUGUCCUCCUUCUGCCCCUUCCAGCUCAUUGCUGACCCUUUCGGUUCCUUGCUGACCCUUUCUGCUCCUUUCUGUUCCUUUCUGCGGACGCCCAUGGAUGGACGCCAGCUUUAAAUGUUCCUUUAACAAAUUCAAAUCACUAAUAAGAUAUCUUCAUUUUCUGAGAUGAAUUGUGAUUUGUUGAUAGAGAACUUAAAAUAAGGGGCGCAUGUUGUAAAGGGUUACUCCAACCAAAAAACUGUGUUUUGUUUGUUUUUAAACACAGUUUUUGGUUAGAAUAACCCCUCCUAUGCUGGCCUCUCCACCAAACAUUUGACAUCUGUAACCAGCAUCCUGUGCAAGCUGGCAUGAGAUAUCCAAUAUGCACAAAACUGACAUUAGCUAGCCUGGAAAUCUUGUGCCAGGCUGGCUAAUGACACCCCAAUGAUGACGCUGCUCAUAGUUAACCCCAUGUGCAGCAUUAGGCAUCAUGACCACUUCAAAUGGUGCUGAUGGUGUUCCUUUAAAUAGCACAUGUAAAGUGACUACCACUCUAAAGCCUAGAUCAGUGCCUCACGCCUAGCAACAAGAGAACUGUGUUUUGUUAGGAAUACACUAGGUUAAAACCAAAGUUUGUAAAACAAAUAAUACACCCUUUAAUUUGCGCUUUAAAUUAGGGAGUAAAAUUCCUUAACACAAUUAGUACUUCAGCAGUGAUUAAAAAAACAAAUAAUCUUUGAUGAGUCAUUAAACUCACAGUUUCCUUUGACUUAUUGUGGUUUGAUGUUAUCUGUUGUUUUUUUUUUUAUUAUUAUUAUUAUAAUGCAUUAUAGUCCUUUCUUAAAGAGUUCUCUGACCAGAAGUUUAUAUACACAAUGUAGACAUGGCUAUGUAAAAUAAAUACUUUAGGGCUAUAAGCAACGAGAAUGGCCCUGAAGUAUGUAAUUUACAUGCAAAUAGCUAAAUUACAAUUAUAUUCUGUGUUACCAAAGAGUCUUAAUUCUCAUUUAGGCCUCUGCAUAAUUAGGACAUUAAUAAUAGCAAAAAAGGUACAGUCAACAAGUCUGUAGAUUAAAACAAAACAUUUCUAAUUUAGCGAAUAUAAAAUAUUGUGUAUUGCAGAGCGGCCCAGUUGGAGAAAGCUGGAAGUGAACUGGCCCCCAAACCCAGAAGUGACUAUGAACGGACAACAAUCAGAACAGGUGAGAUUAACCAAUUAUAAACAAUAAAUAUAAAGAUUAAGAAAGUUGAAAUAUAAUGCUUCUAUCACCUUGUGUAGGUCACCCAACCACAUAUAAAACUAAGUGUAUUAAAAAUAGCAAAUUGUGGUGGGUUUUAUCACAUACAUUGAUUUUUAAGUGUGCUCUCACCAUGAUUUGCUAUUUUUUGUACAUGUGAGAUGUCUUUAAAUAUUUGCACGUAUGUUGAUAAUGGAGGGUACAAUAAUGGGCUCCCGCUGUGCCAGUUCAUUCUCAACAUUGCAGUCUAUCUGUGCAGUAUCUGUGACAUUGCAAUAGUGCAGGACAGUUGAAAUCACUGCAUUCUACUCAAAUGAGUUGAACAGAAGCCUAAGGCUGUAUUGUUUCUCUCAAUUCACAAAAAGGUACAUUUGCCUAUUUUUACCGAAUGUGCACUUCCAUUUGGCUGCACUAUGGUGCUCAUUUGAAAUUAGCUGGAUUUCCAUAUAACAUGGGUUAUACAAAUUCACAAACAGCUAAAUUGCAACAGAAUAUCCUUCAUUUGUUUGUUCACAGAAAAAUUAUAAUGACCAAAUGCAGGAGAACUGAGCGGAAUGCAAUCAGCGUUUAGUGAAUAAUAGUCCAUUAAGUUUCUGUAUUGAGCACAGUGUAAUGUGUACUAGUUGUAAGCUAGCACUAGCUUCCUUUGGCACACAAAGGGAUAUUUGCAAACUAGGGAAUCUUUGUGAAUUGAUCAGCGAAUUGCAAAUCUAAAACCAAAAUAGAUGAUUUGGAAGCAAAGCUGAAUUGAAGAACAUUUUAAGUUGAACUAUUUUAGGCUAAAGUUUGCUAUAACUUGGUGAUUUCUCAGUUUAGUGAAUAACUUUGAUAGUGUAAUAUUGUAUUACUGAAUGGCCGUCAAUAUCAGACAUAUUAAGUGUGUAAACAGAAGGCUGAUAUUGCAAAACAGAGGAGGUUGUGCGGUAUGCAAGAUGCAAGGCGGCAGACAUAAUGUAGUGGCGGUAAGGUAAAGGUCUAUGAGGCUUAUUUCAGUGGUGUGUAAGGAGAAAGCUUACGGUAUAUAUAAAGGAUGAGAUGUAGCAUGUGAAAAUUGGCACUGUCUCUACUGUAUGUAAUUCAGCUGUGUUUAACGUGAUAGCUGUGAUAAACAGUGUGUAGUGGAUGUAGUGUAAUAGUGUGUAAGGCCAUAGUGCAGGGUCCUCAAACUUCGGUCCCCCAGAUGUUGCUGAACUACAAGUCCCAUGAUUCUUUGAAUUACAUAGAUAGCCAUGGGAGUUGUAGUUCAGCAACAUCUGGGGGUCCAGAGUUUGAGGAUCCCUGCCGUAGUGUAUAUAUUUGUAAGGCGGGGGAAGCUAUCAGUAUCUGUACUGGCCAUAGUGCAUGAAGGGUGACUUCUAAAUUACAGGUACGGACAUAAAGCACUCUACUAUAUAUUUAACUUAAUUUAUACUUUUUCCCGCAGACAUUGGACAGCCCUCGCACACGCCGACAGCGCAGUGCUCUCAUUCAGAGCUGGGAAGCUGGCACCCCAAAUCCUCUUGAGGAGUAGUAGAAAGAGGACCCAGUGGAGAACUUUGGGACAUUAUUGUGACCUGUGGUUGGAAUUGCUUUAACUUUCAUGGACACUCAAACUGGGACUGAACCCUCCAACCUGCCUCUUAUAAUGCUAACGCGAAUUCUAUUAUAUUGCAUCUUCUGGACACAAGGUGUUUCUGUCUGGCUUUGCCUAUAACAUCACAUGAUCAGAAUCUAAUCUGCCAAUUAUCCUUUUGUAAUCUUAAAUGACUUUAAUUUGUAAUAAAUUAAUUGAAAAACAUGGAUUGUGUGAAAAU